AUGCUGUGCGUCAAGGGGUAAGCGGACCUGAAUUGAACAGUAUUGAUUGGCACUGUGUUGUCAGACAGUAAUGGGGCUCCCCCUCAGGGCAUUUAGCGUUGCCUGACCCCCUCCCCCAUCUCAGCGCAAUCAACCUCACUAGGGUUGGGCGAUAUUAAGAUAGGAUCGUCUAUCGACGAUGAGUGACAGCCGUCGUUGAUGGUGAUGGCAUCGUAAUGUGACAGACGAUGGUUUUAGCUGGUUUUAACUUGACUGUUGUGAACGGAGUCGUACAGCGCACAGCAGGGCAACACACAAGCGACAUUCAGAGUAAUUUACUUUUCCUAUUUGCUAUAUAGUCUAUUUGUUUCAAUAAAUAUGUUAAAGAAAGCAAGAGAGGAAUGCAGACAGGAGGGCCGGGACGAUACCAGUACCGCGAUACACGUAAGUAUCGUGGCAAGGAAACAAAACACAAAGCGGUUUUAACUUAUUUAGGAAAACAGCCUAAUGUUGGAAACAAACAUCAAUAUGUUGUUAUCCAGAGUCACAUUUAUGUAUUUCCCAAGCUACAGCAAACAAUAUUUUACAUACAGCGGGUUUUUAAGGAUGAAAGAGUUAGGUCUGCUUUGUGUUUUAAUUAUUUAUUUAUUUUUCACAAUACUGGUAUCUUCCCGGCCCUACUAGACCGAGCGGAGAAUUCCACCAAAGCGGUGCAUAAUGUCCAUUCAGAAAAUAUUUUCUAUUUUUCUCUGUCAGAAGACCGGUAGCCUUCACGUGUUGUUGUUUUUGUCAGCCAAUCAGAGUCGAAGACGCUCCAUGUGUAGCAAGUGAAGUGAGAGCUCACUAAUGCAAUGCAAAAUGGAAUUAAAAGGCUGAUGUUUAUUCUGAUUGGAGUUGGGGGAAAGCGCAGCAUGUAGACUCAAUUGGCUUGCUAGAUACAGUUGAAGUUGGAAGUUUACAUACACCUUAGCCAAAUACAUUUAAACUCAGUUUUUCACAAUUCCUGACAUUUAAUCCUAGUAAAAAUUACCUGUCUUAGGUCAGUUAGGAUCACCACUUUAUUUUAAGAAUGUGAAAUGUCAGAAUAAAAGUAGAGAGAAUUUUUUAUUUCAGCUUUUAUUUAUUUCAUCACAUUCCCAGUGGCUCAGCAGUUUACAUACACUCAAUUAGUAUUUGGUAGCAUUGCCUUUAAAUUGUUUAACUUGGGUCAAACAUUUCGGGUAGCCUUCCACAAGCUUCCCACAAUAAGUUGGGUGAAUUUUGGCCCAUUCCUCAUGACAGAGCUGGUGUAUCUGAGUCAGGUUUGUAGGCCUCCUUGCUCGCACACGCCUUUUCAGUUCUGCCCACAAAUUCUCUAUAGGAUUGAGGUCAGGGCUUUGUGAUGGGCACUCCAAUACCUUGACUUUGUUGUCCUUAAGCCAUUUUGCCACAACUUUGAAAGUAUGCUUGGGGUCAUUGUCCAUUUGGAAGACCCAUUUGCGACCAAGCUUUAACUUCCUGACUGAUGUCUUGAGAUGUUGCUUCAAUAUAUCCACAUCAUUUUCCUUCCUCAUGAUGCCAUCUAUUUUGUGACGUGCACCAGUCCCUCCUGCAGCAAAGCACCCCCACAGCAUGAUGCUGCCACCCCCGUGCUUGACGGUUGGGAUGGUGUUCUUCGGCUUGCAAGCAUCCCCCUUUUUCCUCCAAACAUAACGAUGGUCAUUAUGGCCAAACAGUUCUAUUUUUGUUUCAUCAGACCAGAGGACAUUUCUCCAAAAAGUACAAUCUUUGUCCCCAUGUGCAGUUGCAAACCGUAGUCUGGCAUUUUUAUGGCGGUUUUGGAGCAGUGGCUUCUUCCUUGCUGAGCGGCCUUUCAGGUUAUUUCGAAAUAGGACUUGUUUUACUGUGGAUAUUGAUACUUUGUACCUGUUUCCUCCAGCAUCUUCACAAGGUCCUUUGCUGUUGUUCUGGGAUUGAUUUGCACUUUUCGCACCAAAGUACAUUCAUCUCUAGAAGACAGAACGCGUCUCCUUCCUGAGCGGUAUGACGGCUGCGUGGUCCCAUGGUGUUUAUACUUGCGUAUUAUUGUUUGUACAGAUGAACGUGGUACCUUCAGGCGUCUGGAAAUUGCUCCCGAGGAUGAACCAGAAUUGUGGAGGUCUACAAUUUAUUUUCUGAGGUCUUGGCUGAUUUCUUUUGAUUUUCCCAUGAUGUCAAGAAAAGACGCACUGAGUUUGAAGGUAGGCCUUGAAAUACAUCCACAGGUACACCUCCAAUUGACUCAAAUUAUGUAAAUUAGCCUAUCAGAAGCUUCUAAAGCAUGACAUCAUUUUCUGGAAUUUUCCAAGCUAUUUAAAGGCACAGUCAACUUAGUGUAUGUAAACUUCUGACCCACUGGUAUUGUGAUACAGUGAAUUAUAAGUGAAAUAAUCUGUCUGUAAACAAUUGUUGGAAAAAUUACUUGUGUCAUGCACAAGACUUGCCAAACUAUAGUUUGUUAACAAGAAAUUUGUGGAGUGGUUGAAAAACGAUUUUUAAUGACUCCAACCUAAGUGUAUGUAAACUUCCAACUUCAACUGUAAAUCCCCAUUCUAUGAAUUCUAUUUCUAUCACUUCAGACCACUGCAAUUUAGCUGGUACACCAUUCAAUUAAAGUAAAUGUUUGUGAUUGAUUUACAUAUUACAGAGUGGACGAUAGAACAUCUUUAUUUAUCGCUCAGGUCACCGCCUCACGCCUCCAUCAUAACUCUUUCUGUCUGUGUGCCCCUGGUUCCCAUGGAAACCAACAGCACAGCAAUCCAGCGGUGAACGGCGUGUUGUAUGCAUACAGUACAUUUACAACACAGCAUUCCCCAACCUCACCAACCCUGAGAUGUUGAAGGUAGAUGGUGGCGGUGCCCCUUACCACAGAUCUAGGAUCAGAUAAUUACCCCCCCCCUCCAUUUCAACCUUAGAGGGAUGAUUAAAGACCUGACACUGUAUCAGUGGAUAAGGGCUUCCAUCUACUCCUUGAAAUUCAGCUAUUACCUUUUACCCACUUUUCAUGUGAUUAGUCUGGGACUUCUCAAAGCAGUAACCCCCUCCAUACUGUAGGCAGAGAGACAUAAUUACUACCACAAAGAUGGCCGCUGGUCCACUCACCGUUAACUUAAAUGGUGAUGUAUAUUCUAUGAUCUAUAUUUCUAUGAUUUCAAUAGUUUUCCUAUGAAGGAUUGACAGUAUAAUUUAAAACAACAGAUAUUCCUAUUCUCUGAUGUGUGGACCUCCAACCAUCUUUGUGGUAUCAUAUGAAAGUUCAUAUGUACAUGUAAUUCCCAUUUUAGUACAUUUAUUAGCCAAAACAUGACACCCACCCUGUAUUCAAGAGCUUGUUGUCUCAACCGAUGGCAGGCACAACAUAAAAACCUCAGAUCUAAAAUAGGGUCUAAGCUAAAACAUUUACGCCCAUCCCUCUUUGCUCCAUGUGCACGCUACACAGCCACAGACACACACCUGUUACAUACUGAAGCUGCAUCCACCAGGAAGAAGAUUUGAAAAGAUUUGCCUUCAAGUAGCCUCUUCCCAUUUCAACAACAUUAUCUUUUGUCCAGUUCUAGAAUGUGAUUUCACGCAAUAGCCUAAUGGUGGUUAUAAGAGGGGUUUGUUUCCCCCCCCCCCCAAUUAUUGUAAUGUUUUUGAUUGGCCAAUGGUUAUACGACAGUGUUUUAUGAGUACAAAAGUUGACAUUGCCCAACCGUAAAACUCACCCUCACCCCGUCCUCCCCCAGCCCUCACCCAUAUUUGAUCACCCCACCCUCAUGCAUACCCUUUCACAUCGCUCACUCCGGUUCUGAGCAACCCAACAUCCAUUUUUACUGAGCCUACAUCAACCCUAUUCCUCAUCCCACUACUCUGUAGCCUACCCUCGGCUUGCCCCCAAUCCGACAACCUCCACCGACACACCACACACACCGACCUCCCAUGCACAGGCGCUAGCACUUUGAGUGCAAUAGUGACCUGGCUCACCCUGCUGCUGUCGUGCUGUUCAAGAGAACAUUCCGGUGCACAGGAAGAGGAAAUCAGUAUGUACAGAGGGGCAGGGCAUUGGCAUGGUGGGGGAAGUCAAGGAUACAGAGGGAUAGUCAUCAAGGACAAGGUAGAGGGUGAGUGAGAGAAAUACAGACAACAGAGAGACAUGGGAAGAAAAGAGGAAAAAACAGAGAGGAAAGGAAUAAAUGCGUCCGCAUGCUUCCCAGCCGAAACAAUUCGGAACAGUUUGUGUAUAUAUUAUGGCUACAUUUUGUGACAAUUUUGUUCAUUUUGGACUUCGGUAAGGGUUUUUUGGGCUGUUCGGGCACACACACAAAAUUCUCGAGGCAAGCCGAAGUCGGUAGCCGAAGUCUGCGCCCCUUCGUCAGUGAUUGGUCAACAGUAGGGAUUCUUCAAUAAAGUCUAUGUUGUCAUUCAACGAGCGACGACUCAUUUUCAUGCACAUUCUUUCAUUGAAAAAUACUGCACCAAACAUCUUAGAUGUAAAAUUGUGUGACUAAAUGGACAAACAGUACUUACUAUUGGUACUUUUUUCAGGUUUUCUAAGCGAAGGUCUUUUAAGGGAGUAUGCGAGCACACUCGUUAGGUUCGGCUAGGCGCCAGCCGAACUGAAGCAUGUUGAUGCCUUAAGAGGGAGAAAGAAAGCGGUAGAGAAAUGCCAGAGGAUGCUGCCUGAGGAUUUAUCUAUUCAAUCAAAGUUUUGUUUGACUUCAGUAUAAAAUCUGACAUGUAUAGUGUCGAAACUACGUGAAAAGAGGUACAUUAACAGAGGUAGAGAAAUGCCUACCUCAGCUUUAUAGCUGAGUUUUAUCUGUGGAGUGUCAGAAGAUCAUAAUUGCCUGCUCUAUUUUGGGUUCUAAUUUAUGAAUGGUGUAGAGAUAACUGGUGAGUUUGUGUAUUUAGGAGACUAUGGCGUGUGCCACUGAGUGUUUGGAUGUAGGCCUUGUGUGUGUUUGUAAGACAGACAGAGCCCCUGGCAUCCACAUUCCUCCUCACACACAAUAGACUCACUGCUAGCUUGAUGAGCCUGGAACUGACAGCAGCUACACACACACACAUACACACACCCCUCUGCCGGACUGUACACACUCAUAACUCCUCCUCACACAUCUUCCAUCCCUAUCAGAGCUCAGUCAGCCUACUUGGAAUGUUAUUACUGGUUAACGAUUCAACUUUAUGAAUCUACUAAAGUAAAGGAGCAAAAUAAAUGUUUUGCUAUUUGAUUCUCUCUUUUGGCCUAGUUCUUCUCAAUUGUGGCAGUGUAGUUUUCCUCUGGCUACCUGGAGGCUUUGUUAGGGUUCUCUCUGAUGUGUCACUCAAAAUGUCACCCGUUGAACUUUUAAACAACUGGUAGUUGUCUCACCGGUUACCUAAUAACAGAGAACUGUGGUUCUAACUUCUUACCAUUUGUUCCUCUUGUGUUCCAGGCAGCAGAGCUGUGAUAGAGAGACUUCCCCCAUCCCCACCUCACUGACCCCCUGUUCACCUGUGAGUCGACACACACAAGGACCACGCCCGAUUCACCUGCACAGCUGACGCCUGGAGGAGGUAGGCGAAAUGAGGAACACGUAUGUGUUAUUAACGAUCACUGUGUUAUUUUACAGCAGCAGGGCAAUAAGUGGUUGGCUGUAAAAGUGAAGGAAGUCAUGGAAAGUACGUUGCAUGCUUGUGUCCCUAUCUACAGAGUUUUAUUGCCUUCAGAUGACAGCUUGAAAGAUUGGUUCAAUACUCAGUGAAACACCCCACCUCCCACCAGUAGAGUUUGAGGUUUCAUUUGCAUAGUCGACAAGGGAAUCUUUUGAUAUAUUUGUGCCUUCCUCUAUCUAUGCAUCUGUUUGGUGUAGCCUAAAUGUUGACAGCAUUUUUAUGUGGUUCUACUCUUAGUGAGAGAUUGCAUGUGGGUGUAAGUGUGUAUGUUUGCACAUGUACCCAUUAGGGAUACUGAAAGUCUUCUGUGCGACCAGCCUUAACCUUGGGACAUCACCUGAACCUCUGUUUGUUAUGUAACAGUUAUGUUAUGUAACAGUGUGUUGUCAAUGUUCACCCCCCUGGCUGUUAAGGGGUGUGUUUGAUGUCUGUGGCUGUGUUCCCACUACGAGAGAUGGAGAGUCUGAGGAGCGGAGUAGCGAAAAUGAUUUACACUUUUCAAUUCUUAUUACAUCCUUGCCUUAUCUUUCGUUGUGGCUGGCAAAGCGACGUUCUUGGUCGGCAGAAUAAAUUGACCAUAAAUAUUACAGUAGGCACUAGCCAGUAACCACAAACUAUUUAACAGUCCAAGCAACUUUUCUUCAAAAACAUAUUACACUAUUGAAUAAUACAACCAAACCAUAUUACACACUUCAAUAAUGCAACAAUUGACAAGCAUGUGCAGACAAAGGGUUUACCUUACUCGUCUGUACACAUUAAAUUAGCUGAAAAUACGCAGCAAACUCCUGUUAGCUAGCUAUCUAACAAACAACAUUCUUCAUGAUCAAGUAACGAUAGCAUAUCAAUAAUUAACAUUUACCCCUCCCAUACGAACAAAAGUACAGUCACUUACAUAUCAUACAGUAUCAUUCAUAUUACAAUAUAGGCUACACAGCUAGGUAACGUUAGCUAGCAAGCUAGUUAGCUAGCUAAACAAAGCUAGCUAGCUAGCUAAACACAUUUCUGUAUCCUCCUCACAUCAACGUGCUGGCUGUUAGCUGAAUGCUGACGUUUAGCUGAACGAUAGCCAGAUAGGAGCUCUUAAGCUUAUACUAGCGUAUUAGAGUUACCUUAGAACAAACCAGGCUUCAUUUUAUUAAUAUCAUGGAAGUCAUUAUAUGAGGUAAAAGCAUAUUGUGACUGAAGAAGUUGAUAAUUCCUUGUGGAAUUGCUUCUUCCCUCGAUGUCGGUGGCUCAGUGCAGUCAAUCAGCGACAAUUUCAGAAUGUAACAGGCUGUUUCUACAAUUUCAGGUAAAAAAAAUGGAGGGUAUUUUUGCAGUCUUAAGCAGGAAAUCAAUUUUUUUCUGAUCUUACCUCUGCCUCUUACUCCUAUGAAAGGGAUCUACACUUAUCCAUACUGGUAAUAUUCCCUUAAAUGUAUCACGUUCCAGUAGGGCUGGGAAUUGCUAGAUAUAUAUUGCGAUUCUCACGAUUCUAUAUGUAUUGCAAUUCAAUACUGUGAUUUUAUUGCGAAUUCCAUGUUCCAAACAUAUUGCUCACCAUAUGUCUGCUGCAGAGGGACAAGAGAGCCAUGAGAAAACGAGUUUUGAUCAGUCAUGGAAAUAAAAGUGCUGAAAACUAAUUGGCUCCUUGUUUAAAAAGAAGGUGGAGAACAAGCUAUGAAGGAAAAAUACUGGAGUUUUGGUACAGCCAACCAGCGCAAUAUUAAUAUAUUGUCAAAACGAUACGAUAUAUUGUUAAAAAUAUCAUAUGUAACUAUCGAUCCCCCCUCUUUUAGAGGUAAUAAUGCAGUUGACUGCUAUUAGCUUUCCCUCUUUCCAAGUCGGUGCAUUCCCCCUGUUCUCUAAAGUGGCUGUCUACCCCAGUGCUAGAAUGCACCACAGCAGUAGAUUAAAGUGGUAUUAAAGUGAAGUCGCUGGAAAGGUCUCAGUGAAAUUAUGAUGAAUAGCCUAUUUGCAUAGCUGAUUCUGAUUGGGGUUAAAAGUACCGCUGCUCAGCAUGACGGACUCGGGUCACGCUUUAGAAAUGAGCUGUAACAGUAAGCCUCAUGAAAGCUGAAUCAAUGGUGUGUAGAUGAGGGUUCAUCUCAUCCACUCAGAGGGGAGAAGUUCAGAUGUCGCAUUGCCUUAUGCUGAUGUGUAAACCUUACUACCUCCUAAUGUUAUAAAUGUAAGGAUUUGUAUAAGCCCACAGUUGAAGUCGGAAGUUUACAUACACCUUAGCCAAAUACAUUUAAACUCAGUUUUUCACAAUUCUUGACAUUUAAUCCUAGUAAAAAUUCCCUGUCUUAGGUCAGUUAGGAUCACCACUUUAUUUUAAGAAUGUGAAAUGUCAGAAUAAUAGUAGAGAGAAUUAUUUAUUUCAGCUUUUAUUUCUUUCAUCACAUUCCCAGUGGGUCAGAAGUUUACAUACACUCAAUUAGUAUUUGGUAGCAUUGCCUUUAAAUUGUUUAACUUGGGUCAAACGCUUCCCACAAUAAGUUGGGUGAAUUUUGGCCCAUUCCUCCUGACAGAGCUGGCCUAACUGAGUCAGGUUUGUAGGCCUCCUUGCUCGCACACGCUUUUUCAGUUCUGCCCACAAAUGUUCUAUAGGAUUGAGGUCAGGGCUUUGUGAUGGCCACUCCAAUACUUUGACUUUGUUGUCCUUAAGCCAUUUUGCCACAACUUUGGAAGUAUGCUUGGGGUACAUUUUCCAUUUGGAAGACCCAUUUGCGACCAAGCUUUAACUUCCUGACUGAUGUCUUGAGAUGUUGCUUCAAUAUAUCCACAUAAUUUUCCUUCCUCAUGAUGCCAUCUAUUUUGUGAAGUGCACCAGUCCAUCCUGCAGCAAAGCAUCCCCACAACAUGAUGCUGCCACCACCGUGCUUCACGGUUGGGAUGGUGUUCUUUGGCUUGCAAACAUCACCCCUUUUCCUCCAAACAUAACAAUGGUCAUUAUGGCCAAACAGUUCUAUUUUUGUUUCAUCAGACCAGAGGACAUUUCUCCAAAAAGUACGAACUUUGUACCCAUGUGCAGUUGCAAACCGUAGUCUGGCUUUUUUUAUGGCGGUUUUGGAACAGUGGCUUCUUCCUUGCUGAGCGGCCUUUCAAGUUAUGUCGAUAUCGGACUCAUUUUACUGUGGAUAUAAAUACUUUUGUACCUUUUUUCUCCAGCAUCUUCACAAGGUCCUUUGCUGUUGUUCUGGGAUUGAUUUGCACUUUUCGCACCAAAGUACGUUCAUCUCUAGCAGACAGAACGCGUCUCCUUCCUGAGCAGUAUGAUGGCUGCGUGGUCCCAUGGUGUUUAUACUUGCGUACUAUUUUUUUGUACAGAUGAACGUGGUACCUUCAGGCGUUUGGAAAUUGCUCCCAAGGAUGAACCAUUUAUUUUCUGAGGUUUUGGCUGAUUUCUUUAGAUUUUCCCAUGAUGUCAAGCAAAGAUACACUGAGUUUGAAGGUAGGCCUUGAAAUACAUCCACAGGUACACCUCCAAUUGAUUCAAAUUAUGUCAAUUAGCCUAUCAGAAGCUUCUAAAGCCAUGACAUUUUCUGGAAUUUUCCAAGCUGUUUAAAGGCACAGUCAACUUAGUGUAUGUAAACUUCUGACCCACUGGAAUUGUGAUACAGUGAAUUAUAAGUGAAAUAAUCUGUCUGUAAACAAUUUUUGGAAAAAUUACGUGUCAUGCACAAAGUAGAUGUCCUAACCGACUUGCCAAAACGAUAGUUUGUUAACAAGAAAUGUGUGGAGUGGUUGAAAAACAAGUUUUAAUGACUCCAACCUAAGUGUAUGUAAACUUCCGACUUCAACUGUAUGUCAUGGUAGAGAGUACAAGGCAUCGAUAGCGACCUUCACCGUAUCUCCACCUCCCCUCGCAACAACUCUCCAAACUUCCACUGCCCUUCACCCUACUUCAGAUCACAGGCAACCAAGUGGAGAAGGAGAAGAAUGUAGGUCGCCCCUCAUUCCCCGCUCAUGCACCCUUCUCCUAUGCGUGUGUGCACAAUGCAAAUGUGUGCGUUUUCGCAGUGCACAUGUCUGUCAGCAUGUGGGUGUAUGUGUAUCACUCCCUGCCCAUGCUUCUCCUCCAGGCUAGCAUUCUGUCUGUAUGACAGAGGAUACCACAGCAGUGAAAGUAGAGGUUAUCAGGGAUAGAGUGCAAAACAAUGUCACAGGAAAUCAAUGACAAUCACAGCAGGGAGAGGCAGCUCAGAGACCCUGAGCCUGACAAGACCUGUCAGUAGGGAAGCACAGCAAACCUGGAGGACACGCCAAGAUACGGGUGAUAAACAAGGGCUGCAGUGUGUGUGCAAGGUUUUCCAAGCCUCCACUUUAGCAAAAAACACUGCAGCCCUCCAGGACUGGAGUCCGGCAAAGUUGAUCAAAUCCAUCAGACAAGAGUCUCUGGGAAACCAUAGAUACGCCUAUAUCAUGUGGCACAGGGGUUUUGUUAGGGUCAGAGCUGUGGUCAGGUUGCAGGGAAAGCCAGUGGGGUGAGAUCAAGUAGACGGAGAGACAGUCAGCCUGGAAUAGCUUGAGACAGACUCACCACAGGAACCCUUCAACAACCAGAGUAUAAUAGAGCUGAACUUUCUGCAUCGUUACACAUUCACAGCCCACUGAAGCGACAGUAAGGUCCUAGUCAUCUCCACCACUCACUGAUCAUCUAUUUAUUCAUUAUCAGGUCAGCUUUCACUCAUUACAACAAUUUUGUCUCCUAAUAAGGAUAAAGGACGCUAACAUUUUGGCAACUGAACAGACAUUAAGGGUCGUGUGUCAUGUCCUCCACUCACGCUCUAUCAGUUUGCAAAGUACUGUUUGGCUACAUUUAUUUCAGCACUUAAUUCUCAUUUUCAUGUAUAUUUUACCCCGGCCCUGGGGGUUGUAUAUGAAGACCACACAGCCCAGUCUCUUUUGUAGUCUAUCUAUACCAGGGCUGGUAUUCAUAAAGCGUCUCAGAGUAGAAAUGCUGAUCUAGGAUCAGGUUCCCCUUGUCUACAUAAUUUAUUAAAUAUGACCUAAAAGCCAGAACUGGUCAUAGAUCAGCAAUCCUACUCUGAGAUGCUUUAUGAAUACGGACCCGAGCCCUGUAUGUCUGAGCUGUGGUCCCAGGGAGCAGGGUUGCCGUCCUGUCAGGGUGUGUUGUCCCACAGUGCUGUGAUGUGAUGUCCCAUCGCUGCCGGCUGUCUGCCAGUCAUACAGUAUGUAUCACCAUCUGCUCCCAACACAACCGACUACGCCAUCUUGCCGUCACCACAGCUAAUAUUAGACUAUUCAUGUUAUAUUGAAUCCCUCCUCGGGUCACUCACCACUGUCUGCCACCCUCUCAAGUUGUCAAUGUCAUCUUUGUACGACUUAGCCUACAUUUGAGUAUGCCUAAUAGUAGUAAGGUCAUGGAUUGGGUGUGUAGGCCUUUCAGUGUCUUUGAUCAAAGUAUCUGAAAGCACCUGCUGUUGUGUAUGGGUUUCUCACCUCUGUCCUAAUGUGUAUUCCACGUGUUAUAUAAUUAAUUAUAAACUGGGUGGUUCGAGCCCAGAAUGCUGAUUGGCUGACAGCCGUGGUAUAUCAGACCGUAUACCACGGGUAUGACAAAACAUUUACCUUGGUCACUUGGCAUUGUCACGAAACAGUAACAACAGCUCUCUCCUUAGCCUACAUUUGAGUAUGCCUAAUAGUAGUAAGGUCAUGGAUUGGGUGUGUAGGCCUUUCAGUGUCUUUGAUCAAAGUAUCUGAAAGCACCUGCUGUUGUGUAUGGGUUUCUCACCUCUGUCCUAAUGUGUAUUCCACGUGUUAUAUAAUUAAUUAUAAACUGGGUGGUUCGAGCCCAGAAUGCUGAUUGGCUGACAGCCGUGGUAUAUCAGACCGUAUACCACGGGUAUGACAAAACAUUUAUUUUAACUGCUCUAAUUACGUUGGUAACCAGUUUAUAAUAGCAAUAAGGCACCUCGGGGGUUUGUGGUAUAUGGCCAAUAUACCACGGCUAAGGGCUGUGUCCAGGCACUACGCGUUGCGUCAUGCUUGAGAACAGCCCUUAGCCGUGGUAUAUUGGCCAUAUACCACAAACCCCCGAGGUGCCUUAUUGCUAUUAUAAACUGGUUACCAACGUAAUUUUGUGUAUGUAAACUAAGUCUACAUACACAAUUGCUUAAUUAUGUCACUAUUCUAUGCGUAGGCUACCUCUUUGUCUCAAAUGCAUUAUUAUCCUGCGAGGUGGUCUGUUCCACAAGUGACUUUUUCUUGACCUUGGUCACUUGGCAUUGUCACGAUACAGUAACAACAGCUCUCUCCAUCUCCAUCUGGAGCAUGUGUCAUGUUGUGUACAGUAAUUUCUCUGGUAGCUGUAGCUCUCUCGUUGCUCUCUCUGUGAUUAUGAUGAGUGAGUAGUGUAAUUACCAGCUCCAGUGUGUGUUUGCGUUGUGUGGGCCAGGGCUGCACGGUGCACAGGCACUCCGAGAGGGAGGUGGCGGGGGAAGCAUCUUCAGAGGCCUAACUAAUUGCUAUGGGAGUAAUUAAAAGGCAUUACAUUCCUGCUUUACAUCUUCUGUAGUUGGGGCCAGAGCUCUGUCUGCCUGGGGGGCCUCAAAGCCCUUCAUGUUCCUGUGGCUCCUAUGUUUCCUAUGGCACUUGCCAUUUUCUGCCUCUCCUACUUAACUCUAUUUAGCGCUUCACAUUGUUUGGGAAUAAAACUCAUCCCUUUCACCUACAGUGGGGAAAAAAAGUAUUUAGUCAGCCACCAAUUGUGCAAGUUCUCCCACUUAAAAAGAUUAGAGAGGCCUGUAAUUUUCAUCAUAGGUACAUGUCAACUAUGACAGACAAAAUGAGAAAAAUAAUCCAGAAAAUCACAUGUAGAUUUUAAUGAAUUUAUUUGCAAAUUAUGGUGGAAAAUAAGUAUUUGGUCAAUAACAAAGUUUCUCAAUACUUUGUUAUAUACCCUUUGUUGGCAAUGACACAGGUCAAACGUUUUCUGUAAGUCUUCACAAGGUUUUCACACACUGUUGCUGGCCCAAUUUUGGCCCAUUCCUCCAUGCAGAUCUCCUCUAGAGCAGUGAUGUUUUGGGGCUGUCGCUGGGCAACACGGACUUUCAACUCCCUCCAAAGAUUUUCUAUGGGGUUGAGAUCUGGAGACUGGCUAGGCCACUCCAGGACCUUGAAAUGCUUCUUACGAAGCCACUCCUUCGUUGCCCGGGCGGUGUGUUUGGGAUCAUUGUCAUGCUGAAAGACCCAGCCACGUUUCAUCUUCAAUGCCCUUGCUGAUGGAAGGAGGUUUUCACUUAAAAAUUCACGAUACAUGGCCCCAUUCAUUCUUUCCUUUACACGGAUCAGUCGUCCUGGUCCCUUUGCAGAAAAACAGCCCCAAAGCAUGAUGUUUCCACCCCCAUGCUUCACAGUAGGUAUGGUGUUCUUUGGAUGCAACUCAGCAUUCUUUGUCCUCCAAACACGACGAGUUGAGUUUUUACCAAAAAGUUCUAUUUUGGUUUCAUCUGACCAUAUGACAUUCUCCCAAUCCUCUUCUGGAUCAUCCAAAUGCACUCUAGCACACUUCAGACGGGCCUGGACAUGUACUGGCUUAAGCAGGGGGACACGUCUGGCGCAGCAGGAUUUGAGUCUCUGGCGGCGUAGUGUGUUACUGAUGGUAGGCUUUGUUACUUUGGUCCCAGCUCUCUGCAGGUCAUUCACUAGGUCCCCCCGUGUGGUUCUGGGAUUUUUGCUCACCGUUCUUGUGAUCAUUUUGACCCCACGGGGUGAGAUCUUGCGUGGAGCCUCAGAUCGAGGGAGAUUAUCAGUGGUCUUGUAUGUCUUCCAUUUCCUAAUAAUUGCUCCCACAGUUGAUUUCUUCAAACCAAGCUGCUUACCUAUUGCAGAUUCAGUCUUCCCAGCCUGUUGCAGGUCUACAAUUUUGUUUCUGGUGUCCUUUGACAGCUCUUUGGUCUUGGCCAUAGUGGAGUUUGGAGUGUGACUGUUUGAGGUUGUGGACAGGUGUCUUUUAUACUGAUAACAAGUUCAAACAGGUGCCAUUAAUACAGGUAACGAGUGGAGGACAGAGGAGCCUCUUAAAGAAGAAGUUACAGGUCUGUGAGAGCCAGAAAUCUUGCUUGUUUGUAGGUGACCAAAUACUUAUUUUCCACCAUAAUUUGCAAAUAUGUGCCAUCCUCUGUGCCUUGGGUUGCGAUGGGUCUGUCUGGAGGACAUUUCUUGCAGCUCCUAUUUUGGGCUGUGGCUGUGAACUGUGAAGGCUAGCGAAGACAUCAAAUAACAUUGCACCUUUAGUUGAAUUAGAAAGUUAUCAGUGCACUGCAUAACAAGAUGUGUUUGUCAAACAUGUCCUGUUUAGUUGUGUGGCUGUGGUACUCUGUGUCUGUCUGUCCUCCCUCCAGCUUGUGCGUAGUAGUUGUGGCCCAGUUCUACUGUGUCUGUCGGCCUUGGCUCAGUGUUGUGGACACCCAGAGACAUGACAGAACUUCCACACUUCCACUCUCCUGACUGGCGUUCAGCUAAAUAAAGGGCCCUUUCUCCGGCUGCUGCAGCUGGAGCCUAGCUGGGAUUGGGACUGAUAGCAUAUCACGGCCAACGCGCCGGAUGAGGAAAGACUUUGUGCCGUAGCAGCAGGAUCAGAGCAGGACCCUUGGAAUCGCCUGUAUUUCCCCAAAACAAAGACAUGAUACAUUUGUGUGGUCGUCUGGUGCUCAACUGACUGUUUUUUUUUGUUGUUCACUGUGAAUGAGUUUUGUACAUGGUGUGUAUAUGUGUGUAAUGCUGUCUUAUGCCAAAAGUGAAUCACAGAGGAUUGUGCAGAACGUACACAAGUUUCAUUCACUCUCUGCCUUGUGAGAUGUAACGCUCAAUAUUAUAAUAGAAUGAUGAAUAGAAACUGUGCGGAAAGGAUUACGAUCCUCACAAAACAUCAUUUUCCUCAUACCAGUAGCUAACAUCAUUAAACAAUGUCAGACUGGGAAAUUGCCUGGAUCAUAAGCUUACUGGAAACAGAUGUCGGGACGGAAUGAGAAGAAGGAUUGACGGAUCAUAAGCCUGAAUGGAGAGAUACAGAAACAGGGAUAAAGCAAAAGAAACUGAUAGGGAUGGAGCGAUGAAGGAGAGGAGAGAGAGUUUGAGCGGAGAAGAGACUGAAUAAAAUGGAGAUAGAUUAGCCUAGGUAUAGAGGGACACAGAAAAAGGAGAGAGUAAAACAGAGAGAUAGUUGAGAGGAGAAGACCCUGAAUAAAGUAGGGGUAUAUUAAGAGUCUAAGGAGGCUUUUUAUAGCGACAGGGCAGUGGUGUGAAGCCUGAUUCUUUGUGACUGUCAUAUUAAGGCGAGUCAUUGUGGUUCAGUGAACACGUUCCUGCUCUCUCCCUCCUCGCUGUCUCUCGACUCGUCGCUCUCUCCCGCUUUCAUUUUCCCUCCCCCCCAGCGUUCUACUGUUCUGUCGCUUUACAUUCUCUCCCCCUCUCUCCUCAAUUUUCUAUUAAUCCUUCCCCUCCUUAGCUGUGUAUGAAGUAGCCUAGUUGUCUGCAUCCUCGUUUGUUUCUCUCUGAAGACAUGGCGAGGGAGGGUGAGAAUGGACAGAAGGAUGGUAGAGAGUAGUGUUGGGCGAUAUUACGAUAGUAUCUGAUAUCGAAGAUGAUUGACAGUCGUCGUCGAUGGUGACGACAUCGUGAUGUGACAGACUCGCUAUGUAUAGUCGCACACCUCAUGUAGCCUAACCCAUAGGCCUAUAUGUUUUGAUAAGGUUUGUAUCACAACUAAAGUGGCCAAAUAACUUCUUAAAAUGAAGCACAUUAAUCCGCUUUGCAACCGGUGUAGAGCCUAACUGGUAUAUAUAGGCGGCGCUUCAGUUUCAAGUUUGGGGAAGAUAAUUUUCAUCGUAAAAAUGAACCAUUAUAAUAAAGCAUUACAUGCAUAAUUGCAUUUGCGGUCACUUUUGAGAAGUGAUUCCCCGCUAAUUUAUUGCAUUUUGGAACAUUCACGCUUAUAGCCUAAUGCCGUGUGCGCAUUGCUGCGCUUAUAAUGUGAAGAAAUAGCCUAAUAUGUUGCAUCAGCCUCAUUGCUUUUUGUUUUUUGAUGCGAGUGGUUGGAUUAAUUUGGGAUCUAUCGCAUCCCACAACUGUCCCAGAGUAUGUUUGGAAUAUUUAUUUAUUGCACAGAAGGACAAGUUGACCAAUAGAAUAGGUCAAGUUUUGUACUAUGGGGGAUAGGCUAGUGCUUUUGCUGUUCGUUAGGCCUACACAUCUUGUUGGUUGACGAAAAGUAGGCUAAAGGUGGACAGUUCUUCCUACCAUCAAUAUGUGCCUCGUAAUUCGAAACGAGGGACGCGCGCAGUUGCGUCCCCGACAUGUCCGUCUUCACUUGUAGCCUGCUAGCUGAGGUGCCUGUGACGGGCAUUGGCUAAUAAGAAUUGAGAUAUCUGAGAGAGCCAUGUGAGUGAGAGGUGCUUCGGAGCACAGCAGCCGGGAGAAGGGAAUUAUAAUUAUUAUAUUCAGCCCAAGGGCACAACGGACACUUUGGCCGCAAAAGGCAUGGAUUUUUUAGAGGGCGUUACGGCCAAACGAGGGGGAUGCUGCUGGGAAAUUUUAGGCCUGGUGAGAAUAUUAUCAAGUGCUUGUCAAAUUGUGAAUGAGAGACUGAUGAAGUGUUUGCAGCCUGCACAAGAAACAAAUCAGAGCUCAUGCCUUUCAUGCAACUUUUUUCAAAUCAUCAUUAGUCUCAUCAUGCAGCCUUAGAAUGUAUUACAAAUCAAAACAUAUAGCACAACGUUUGUAUCAAAACUAAAGUUGCAUAAAUAACUCUAAAUUAAGCAUAUAGGAGGACCUGUUUCUUUGUUAACCGCUCAACACAGAAUAGCCGCAUAGGUGCACUUCCUUGGGAAUCGUUUGGAGAAAAUAUACUUUCUAUUUUAUUCAGUUAUGUUCAAUUGUAUUCUUCAUACUAUAAAAUAAUUUUUAUAUUUAAUGCUACGGAAUUCUAAGCAAAUCUUGUCUGCUAAAUGAACUAGUGUAGCCCACCGCCAUAUGGCAUAGCCAGAUCAGGGCCUAACAUAAAGACAACUCAGAGUAUGCUAUUCUGUUCUUCUGAAAUAGACUACAUUUUCUUCAUAUCAUAAAAUGUAUGCGCUCAUGACUGUAGGUCGCUUUGGAUAAAAGCGUCUGCUAAAUGCCAUAUUAUUAUUAUAUCAUGUUUCUUUAGACCUGUCUAAAAUAAUGGAAUUAUUUUCAUGGUGUAGGCUAUAUUAAAUGGAUUUAUUAGACUUUUUAAUGUGUAGAUGUUCCAAAGAUCUGCAUCAGUGGCUUGUAGGCUAUGCGUGGAAGCCAGGAGAACGUGUUUAUGUUAAUUAACGGUCAAUUACACUGAGACUGGCAGUUAUUUGCUUAACAAUCACCGGCUGCAAGCAGGAUGAGGGGACUUUGACCCACUUAAGUUACAUGUUUACUGGGCUCUCAUUUUUGAUGACUUAUCUAAAGCCUUUGAUAGAGUUAUAGCCCCAGACCCAUUGAUCGCUCUGUUUGGUAAUAGUUGAUGGGAAUAACCAGGAAGGGACAGCUGUCUCUCUAUUGUACUCUAUUAGCCAAAAGGCUCAUAUUGCAAUUUUGGAAAUUGGAGACUGUACCUACCUUUGAAAUGUGGUUAAGGGAUUUAUAUGUAAUGCAUAGAGAAGAUUCGAUUCAAUACCUCCAAUAGAAGUCCAAUGUUUUACAAAAUCUGGCAGCCAAUACUGGAUAAAUGGUGUAGUCUCGCUUCAUAACUGGAUUGAUGCUCUGCUGCUACUCUGUGCUGUACUCCACUCAAUAUUUAUUUUUGUCUUAACUACAUGACUAUAUGCUGUAUUCUUAAAAAAUAUAUCACCUAAUAGGAUUUUUGUAUUUUAUUUUUGUAUGUGUGAGUUAAGUUUUGUUUUGUCCUCUAAAUUUGCCAUCCCAUUCAACAGUACAAUGAAUGUCAGUGUUUGUAUUUCUGUCUUUUUAAAUGUAUUUUUUAUUGGAAAAUAAUAAACAUAUUAUAAAAAAUAAUAAAAUAAAAGACAAUCACCGGCUGACAAAAUGUCAUGGCCGCCACAGCCCUAGGAAGGACGCCUGUAUCUUUGUAGGGACUGGGUGUAUUGAUACACCAUUCAAAGUGUAAUUAAUAACUUCACCAUGCUCAAAGGGAUAUUCAAUGUCUGCCCUUCUUUGCGAGGCAUUGGAAAACUUCCCUGGUCUUUGUGGUUGAAUCUGUGUUUGAAAUUCACUGAGGGACCUUACAGAUAAUUGUAUGUGUGGAGUACAGAGAUGAGGUAGUCAUUCAAAAAUCAUGUUAAACACUAUUAUUGCACACAGUGAAUCCAUGCAACUUAUGUGACUUGUUAAGCCCAUCUUUACUUCUGAACUUAUUUAGGUUUGCCAUAACCAAGGUGUUGAAUAGUUAUUGACACAAGAUAUUUCUGCUUUUCAUUUUUUAUUAAUUUGUAAAAGAAUAACAAAAGAAAAUACAUAAUUCCACUUUGACAUUAUAUGCUAUUGUGUGUCGGCCAGUGACAAAACAAUAUAAUUUUAAUCAAUUUUAAAUUCAGGCUGUAACACAACAAAAUGUGGAAAAAGUCAAGUGGUGUGAAUACUUUCUGAAGGCGCUGUAUAUUUAUCAUUGCCCUGGGCUAAGUGCCAGCUGAGAGAAGUAAAAUGAGAAAGAUUACACUGCAGCAGCAACCUGUGUGUGUGUGUGUGAAUAUCCAUUCAGAUUAUAUCUAUUCUUUAUGAUCAACAUCCAAGUGCUGUUUAGCUAGGAUUUUAAUUUGGAGUUAUGAAAAUUGAUAGUGCGUGUGUAUUGCUGCUGAAAUAUGAAAAUAGUAUAAUAAUAACCCUGCUUGUCAUGCAUUCUGAAGAUUAGUUUCAACAGGAGAAAUCCUCUGUCAAAUCCCCUCACCCCUCUCUCUCUCUCUCUCUCUCUCUCAUAUCCUCCUUCUCUCUUCCUUAAUCACUCUCUCACACUCUAGUACAGAUGAGUUGCUAUAGUCACAGUUUUCGUGAUGUCAUUUCAUUGAGUAGAAGGGGUGAAUCUGGGUCAGUGUGCAUAUUCAGAAACAGUGUAUUACUGUAUGCAUGUUGUUUUAUUGUGGUCGUCAACAUAUCAAUGUGUGUGUUUUGUCUCCUUCCCAGAUCAGCCCAGAGCCUGAGAGAAGAGAAGACCGCCUACUGUGUAACUGGGCCUAUGACCAGCAGUGUCCUGCUCUCCCAUUGAAAGCGAUGUUUGUGGGAGGUGGAGGCCGCAGCAUCAGCAGAGUGUGUGUGGGGCCCCUCUCCCUCUCCCCUACCCCCCACCCUGGCCUGGGAUGCCAGCUCCCUGCCCCCCUGCCUGCUGUCCUGCCCUGAGCUCAACUGGGGCGCCAUGAACACCUACAAAGAUAGAGGGGUCACCUGCACCUCCUCAGACCUGCUGGAGAGGGGCGGAGGGGGAGGAUCCCUCCUCACACAACAUGCCGCCUUCCACCUCACCCCCAACGGCCACCCUGCCCCCUCCUCUGAUCCAGCCACCCAAUCCCGUGUCUCCGUUCCCAAGAUGGGCGUCCGCGCCCGAAUUGCUGAGUGGCCGCCGCGCCAUGCGCAAUCCAGGGAGUCGCUCCUGGAGAACGGGCAAGGCGGUAAUCACCAUGGAGAUGACACUUCCACGACGACCUCCUCCAUUUCUUUCCCCAUCUCGGAGGUCGGGCUGGUGCGGGGAGGAGUGGCUCGUUUACCAAGGCGACGCACUAAGGACGUGGAGUUCCGUGGUGGGUACGGGGGUGAAAGAGGAUCUCCUGUAGGCCUGCGUGCCUUCCCCCCGUUACGGCAGCGCUCCAACAGCGAGGUGACUCUGAGCGAGCAGGAUGAGAACGAGGUGGAAGGUCGUGGAGGUGCUAAUCUGUUCCGGGAGUACGGCAGCACCUCCUCCAUCGACGUGCAGGGCAUCCCCGAGCAGAGUUUCUUUGACAUGCUCAGCCAGUUCCACCAGGAGAGGCCCGACCAGCGCAGCACUGCCCCCGUACGCCUACUGCACACCCCCAACUCCCCUCCCUCUGCACCCCUCCCCACAGGCCACUCCCCCACCCCCAUAUCCCGGGGGGAGGAUGGAGGGAUGGGAUGGUCAGAGAACAGGUUGAGGAAUAAGAGCGGGGGGACAGAGUCGUCUCUGGGGACGUCCUCUCUGUUCCGGAAGCUCCGCAGCUCCAGCAGAGGGGAGCUGGACAGAGGGGAGGCGGGGGAGGACGGGGGAGGCCGUAACUCUACAGAUACCCCCUACAAAACCUGGGUGUGCCCCAAGAGCUUUGUCCACUACGACGCCCAGAGUGUCCUGUUUGACCUACAUGAGGCGGCUGCUCAGCGCACCUACGUAGCCAAGCGGAGGAACACUGCCACCGGGGCAUCGGCGGCCUCAGUCUCCCUGGCUGUGUCACGUUCCUCAACUCUGAGUGGGUUGGACGCUACCUACUCCAGCGUUGAGGACCUGACGCUAGGCCUCGACCCCACCGCGCCCACACCCUCCCUGGGCAUGGACACUCUGGACGGCCCCCCCGGAGGCCCCAGCUCCAGUCCUCUCCUCCUCAGCUGCCCCCACUUCCGCAACGAGACGGGGGGCAAUGGGGAGCGCAACGUCAGUUUCCUGAGCUCCUCGGCUGAGCAGGGAGGGGAGGGGGGUGCGGGUGACAUGGUGAGGGGCACCCUUCGGCGUAGUAACGCCAGUGUGUCGGUGGUGGAGGUUCCCAUAGAGCAGCAAGUCACCAGAAUGGAUAGACUGAAACUCUAUAGCAUAGAGCACGUGGACCUGGGGGCGCGGUACUACCGAGACUACUUCCACGGGAAAGGUAAGAACUGAUCUGAUCUUACCACUCAAUACAGCCUACCGAUCCUACCUAACUUUUACUACUUUUACUUUUACAAUUCACAAAAGUCUAACAUAUCACUAGUGUUUCCACUGGCAGUACUCUCUCCUCCUCCAUCCAGCUGUCUGUGUACGGUCAGCCAACUUGGCAGCGGUCCCAUAGGAUAACAUGUACCUGCCUCUGUCUGUUGGCAAACUGAGCUCAUAGCUCUGAGAAGAAUUAGCUUAAUCACUCACACACACGGUGACCUUUCUGCCUCUGCACAUUAAUCCUGACACUCGUUGUCUCUUCCUAUUAACCCCCCCCCCCCCCCCCCCCGAUCCUACAGAACAGCUGUGUGUGUGGUGUGUGUGCUCCCAGUAUCACCUCUCUAGACCCUGGAAAAAUAGAUAGCUGCCCCCAAGGACAGAAUAAUCGACUAAGAGCCUAAUUAGAGACAGAUGUUGUCAGGGUUUGUGACGCCUGCAACCACAGAGAUGAAGGUUACCGCUCCAAAAAUACUGCUUCCUGUCCCCCUGAACGCUGUGUGGAACAUGAGACUGCUCCGGUGCUGUAACUGUAAUGCCCUGCGUGCAUGUCAAAAAGCCUCAACCAAAAAGCUGACAUUUAUACUGCAAGACAAAGCUGGAAUGCUAAACAGGGCUGAGCCUCUUCAAUUAUGCAGGGACGAAACAAGUUGAAAACGAAGUUCUUCCAUGAGUUUCUUCCUCCUCCACUCACAAAUAGGAGAAGUCGCUCUCAGUUUGAGGAGUAAGCUGUUAAUGAAUCAUAUGGAAAUGUUUAUAGCCUUUUACUUUAGGAAUGUGUCUUAUCAGAGAUAUCCACUUAUUCAUCAAACUUUAGAUAAGCAGAUAGGCUACUCAGUCUUCAGUGUGUCACACAGUUAUAAUAAAAUGUCCUGUGGAAUGUUCUGUUUAUGAAACCAACAUUUCUGGCUAGGAUAGGCCUAUAUCAUGCAAAGCAAUAUGUCUAGUACGUCAAAGCAAGCGAUUGUAUUGUCAUGGAUUAAAUAACAAAAAUACAGUGGGGGAAAAAAGUAUUUAGUCAGCCACCAAUUGUGCAAGUUCUCCCACUUAAAAAGAUGAGAGAGGCCUGUAAUUUUCAUCAAAGGUACACGUCAACUAUGACAGACAAAAUGAGGGGAAAAAAUCCAGAAAAUCACAUUGUAGGAUUUUUUAUGAUUUUAUUUGCAAAUUAUGGUGGAAAAUAAGUAUUUGGUCAAUAACAAAAGUUUCUCAAUACUUUGUUAUAUACCCUUUGUUGGCAAUGACACAGGUCAAACGUUUUCUGUAAGUCUUCACAAGGUUUUCACACACUGUUGCUGGUAUUUUGGCCCAUUCCUCCAUGCAGAUCUCCUCUAGAGCAGUGAUGUUUUGGGGCUGUCGCUGGGCAACACAGACUUUCAACUCCCUCCAAAGAUUUUCUAUGGGGUUGAGAUCUGGAGACUGGCUAGGCCACUCCAGGACCUUGAAAUGCUUCUUACGAAGCCACUCCUUCGUUGCCCGGGCGGUGUGUUUGGGAUCAUUGUCAUGCUGAAAGACCCAGCCACGUUUCAUCUUCAAUGCCCUUGCUGAUGGAAGGAGGUUUUCACUCAAAAUCUCACGAUACAUGGCCCCAUUCAUUCUUUCCUUUACACGGAUCAGUCGUCCUGGUCCCUUUGCAGAAAAACAUCCCCAAAGCAUGAUGUUUCCACCCCCAUGCUUCACAGUAGGUAUGGUGUUCUUUGGAUGCAACUCAGCAUUCUUUGUCCUCCAAACACGACGAGUUGAGUUUUUACCAAAAAGUUCUAUUUUGGUUUCAUCUGACCAUAUGACAUUCUCCCAAUCCUCUUCUGGAUCAUCCAAAUGCACUCUAGCAAACUUCAGACGGGCCUGGACAUGUACUGGCUUAAGCAGGGGGACACGUCUGGCACUGCAGGAUUUGAGUCCCUGGCGGCGUAGUGUGUUACUGAUGGUAGGCUUUGUUACUUUGGUCCCAGCUCUCUGCAGGUCAACCACCCCUGUGUGGUUCUGGGAUUUUUGCUCACCAUUCUUGUGAUCAUUUUGACCCCACGGGGUGAGAUCUUGCGUGGAGCCCCAGAUCGAGGGAGAUUAUCAGUGGUCUUGUAUGUCUUCCAUUUCCUAAUAAUUGCUCCCACAGUUGAUUUCUUCAAACCAAGCUGCUUACCUAUUGCAGAUUCAGUCUUCCCAGCCUGGUGCAGGUCUACAAUUUUGUUUCUGGUGUCCUUUGACAGCUCUUUGGUCUUGGCCAUAGUGGAGUUUGGAGUGUGACUGUUUGAGGUUGUGGACAGGUGUCUUUUAUACUGAUAACAAGUUCAAACAGGUGCCAUUAAUACAGGUAACGAGUGGAGGACAGAGGAGCCUCUUAAAGAAGAAGUUACAGGUCUGUGAGAGCCAGAAAUCUUGCUUGUUUGUAGGUGACCAAAUACUUAUUUUCCACCAUAAUUUGCAAAUAAAUUCAUAAAAAUCCUACAAUGUGAUUUUCUGGAUUUUUUUUGUCAUAGUUGACGUGUACCUAUGAUGAAAAUUACAGGCCUCUCUCAUCUUUUUAAGUGGGAGAACUUGCACAAGUGGUGGCUGACUAAAUACUUUUUUCCCCACUGUAAUUGAGUUUGGUCAUUUGUAGAUUCUUAUUGUGCUCUCUACUCUACCUCUCUGAAGGUUACUCAAGCAUGUGACUUCAUCUGAAAAAGUAGAAUCUGUUCCGAGCAAGCCGUGCCGCCACACCACAGGCUCAGCUGUACAAUCUUUCUGUCAUUUGUAGCUCUAAUCAAUGUCCUCAGGUUGCUUGAUGAGCUGAUUAAUUAAACGUGUAAUUGAACAUGUAUUGAAACCACAUACAUACAAGCACUGCAAGCGCUGUUAUCUCACUACUCUUCAAUGUAGCAUCUCUUCUCUUUCCCUCCUCCGCUCUGAGCCUGUUCUCUCUCUCCAUCUCCUUUUACUCAACCCCAUACUUUCCCUCCUCCAUUUUUCCAUGUCCAAAGGCUGUUAUUACAAAGAUCAAUACACGUGUUUAACAGUACCAAAGGCAUGUUCAGACAUGUUGUGAAUACACUCUCUCCCUGUGUGUCACUGCAGAGCACUCAAACUACUUUGGGACGGACGAGAAGCUGGGUCCGGUUGCUGUGAGUAUCCACAGGGAGAAACUGGAUGACACUAAAGACCUGAAGGACCAGUACCAGUACCGCAUCAUCGCCAGAACCAGUGAGGUACUAACCCACCCCCACCUCCCACUCCCUGCCUACACACAGCUAGAGGGAACACCGAGUAGGCUGAAUACUGACGCUGACAAAUGUGUGUGUGUUAGUGGUUAAGAGCGUUGUGCCAGUAAUCGAAAGGUCGCUGGUUCUAAUCCCCGAGCCGACUAGGUGAAAAAUCUGCCGAUGUGCCCUUGAGCAAGGCACUUAACCCUAAUUGCUCAUGUAAGUUGCUCUGGAUAAGAGCGUCUGCUAAAUGAUGUAAAUGUAAAUGUUGUUUGAGUAGGCAGAGUGUGCUUGAGACAUAGUGUGUGUGGGAGUGUGCGUUUUUGGACGCUGUUAUUUAUGCCUGGACUGGACCUCAGUGAGUCCCCACGGCCCAUGUUGGCUACACACACACUACCCUCUCCCUCCACACCUUCCCCUCACGCUCUUACCAAUCCCUCCAUUCUCUGCCAGUGGACAUUUCCACCUGACCAGGCCCUGCUCAGAACAGCCAAACACUGCCCCGGCACUGGUAAGCCUGCCUCCACUAAUACCCCAGCUAGUGAUGGGUCAAACCUCUUCAUUCAAGCGAAGAUGUAGCCUGACAACUCACACUAAAUUAUUCCGUUGCUCUGUCGUUCGCUACAUACUUUAGUUUGAGACUGCCAUCAUUGAAGUUGUUUGUGGUGAAGAGGGGCGUUGUACAAAACAAAGUCGUCAGCGAUUGGAUCGUCUCUAACCAAUCAAGAGUAUCAAAGCCAAUGACACAUUUUCAAACCGCCGCUUUACCCAUGUGUGUUCUGGCAAUCCAGGCCACGAUUUUUAGGGCUCUCGAGUCCACAUUUACCUGGCACUACCUUUCCUGCGCACACAGGUUCUCUCAUACUCUGAGACUGAUUGACAGAUUGACUUCCACUGCACAAAUAGCUAGCCUAAUAGACUGGGUGUACAUAGCAGUUCUGCUUGCUACCUGUCUAGUACAUGUGCUUUCCAAUAGUGACCAGUGAGUCCUGUGGCUGUGCCCCUUUGGCUGGCUGCUGCAAUCCCUCUUGUUGUUUUUAGCUGGAUUACAUGGCUGCCUGGCCUCAUCACCUUAGCCCCUGUGGAACAAUGGGCCGCUCCGCCGCCUGUGUCUACAGAGCUCAGCUCACACAGACACUCCACUCAGGCCUGCCCUUGGUUCCCACAGAGAGAGAGAACGGUACAACGCUCACAACCCCUCCUCCUCCUCUCAAACCCCCCCCCCCUUCCCAUACUUUCUCAUUGAAGUCUGAACGAUGCUGACGCAGCAUGCUGUAACCACACGACACACACUUACUCACUCAAUCACACAAAUCCACGUGCACACACACACAUUCUUACACACACCCCACAGAUGCCCCAUAUUGGCGCAGUCAGUCACUGCUUGACACCAACAUAGGGUUUCCCACCCUGCCUCUCAGGGGGAGAGAUGGAGUGGAGGCACUUGUUAGCGGUCACCGGGGGAAACACGGUAUGAAUAGUUACACGACAGGUUAUUGGCAACUAUUGGCUCUGCAUCUGAAAAAGGACUUAUAAAGUCCAGUGUCAGAGUAGAUCUAUAUUGUGCCAGAAGGCAAUCUGAUUAGCUGGAAUUUAACCUGCACUGUUUAGGUGUUUCUUUUCCCCCACGCCAAACCCUUGACUUCGUUAAGGUGAAGCACUCUCACGCCCCGUCUAGCUCUUCAGCAGUGUGUUGCAGUUUUAAUGAAGCAAGGUGCCGUGGUCUCUGAGUACACUGAAUAAAAUACAACUCUCUCAGCGCCUGAGAUUAUUAUAGCCCCGCUGUCUGGAAACACCCCAAGUACAGGUCUCCACUCUAGGGAUCACUCCGGUGCACGGCACUAUGGGAAGUAAGAAGCUUUUAAAGAUUGCAGAUAUGCACCUACUGAAGACAUUUGUCCUAUUUCUCAAUGUCUCAAAAAAAACUCCCAGAGACAUAGAUGGAAGAAAGUUCUCUGCAUGUCAAUGGACAAUAAAGUUAAUCUUAUCUCCUUUGUGUGUGUGUUUUACAUCUCUAAUGAUUCCCAUGUCCUCUUUGUGUCUAGCUGGUGACGUUGCGGGGGUCCAUCCUGGAGGAUGCAGUGGCCUCCACGGGGAGGCACGGCACGGUGCGCGGUCUCCCCCUGAAGGAGGUGCUGGAGCAGGUGGUCCCGGAGCUCAGUGUGUCCUGCCUGCGCCUGGCUCUCAGCACGCCCAAGGUCACCGAGCAGCUCCUCAAACUGGACGAACAGGGGGUGAGUCCGCGGGCCGUGGUCUCAGCCACAAGUUAUAUGACAUCUCUGUGUGUCUGUCUUUUAUCACCUCUGAUAUCACCAUCUAUAGCUACAGUCAUAAACACUAGAUAGGUGUGUCUCUGUUUGAGCCAGGGUGCGGCAGCCGUGUGUGAAGGCGGUCUAAUAUUUGUUUCUUCUCCGAUUUAGCUGAGUCAGAAGCACAAGGUGGGGGUGCUGCUGUGUCGGGCAGGGCAGAGCACCGAAGAGGAGAUGUAUAACAACGAAGAGGCCACGCCCUGCUUCUCCGCCUUCAUGGACCUGCUGGGGGAGCAGGUGUGCCUCCGAGGCUUCACCAACUACGCCGCCCAGCUGGACACCAAGAGUAUGUGUCUGUGUGUGUGUGUGUGUGGGAGGGUGGGUAGUGUGUGUGUGUGUCGGUGUGUGUGCGUCUGUGUGUGAGGGGGUGGGUAGUAGGGUUACGUUUUGUUUUUGCAGUCAUAGAAUGAUAGACUAAAGGCCUAGGUGUGAAUACUGAGUAAAAUGAGUGAUUCCUGUCAUAUGGUGCAUGAAUAUAAAAACACUGUUGCUACAUAACUGCCUAUGAAGUCAACCGUUUAGAAAAAUAGUUGGAGGUAUGUGGUUUCCUAAAACAGUAUUGUAAUUCUCUACAGACUGGUUUUUGAUGUGGUGCUUUCUUUCCAUUGAGUUCAUGCCCUGGUGCUGAACUGGGACUGGAUCACGGAAUGUUAACCGUGUGUUUGCUUGUGCGUGUGUGUGUGUGUUUGUUUCUCUCUCUCGGUUUCCCCCAGCUGACUCGACGGGCACACACUCCCUGUACACCACCUACCAGGGCUAUGAGGUCAUGUUCCACGUCUCCACCAUGCUGCCCUACAUGCCCAACAACCCCCAGCAGGUGAGACCAACACACACACACAGCACAGUCUACCACAGCCCACCCCCAAACACCUUCAUAUCUCAGAUUCAGAAGACACAAGGCUGACAGAGACAAAAAGGGUUAACUAUUUUGUGUAUGUGGUUUGUUAUAGCUCUACGCUAUAGUUUAUCUGGCUCGGACAUGGACAAUUGCAGCUGCUCAUGAAAUAGAACUUCUCUCUGCCCCUCUCCUUCUCUUUUAGAGUGUUGUUCCUCUUCAGUUCUGUGUCUGUAGUAUCUUUGUUCUCUUUGAAUGGGCGUUUCAGUCCUCUCUCUCUCUUUCUCUCUCUUUUAUAACUGGAUCAAAGCUGGGUGGGGCUCAGUCUCUACAUUUUUAGAGACUAUUUUUCGCUUUCUGCUUUAAAUAAAGCUGCCUUCCUACAUAUCCCUCAGGGCGUUGUGUUAACGGUGUGUGUGAGUGAACUGUGUCAGUUGUUAAGCUGCACGUGUAUGUUUAAAUCGUUUGCUCAAGUGUUUGCAUGAGAACUUAAUGUGGGUGAAUGCACAAGGUUAUUUAAACCCCACGAGUGUGCUGAUAUUUGUAAUGUGCUGCUAAAAGUAUCUAUGUUCAUUGAAUACAUGCCAACUGUUGCAAGCACAUACACUACAUGACCAAAAGUAUGUGGACAGUUCUUGUGCUGACAUUGCUUCCAGAGGCAGCUUGGAACUCGGAAGUGAGUGUUACAACCGAGGACAUACGGUUUUUACGUGCUACGCGCUUCAGUACUCGCCGGUCCCGUUCUGUGAGCUUGUGUGGCCUACCACUUCGCGGCUGAGCCGUUGUUGCUCCUAGUCGUUUCCACUUCACAAUAACAGCACUUACAGUUGAACGGGGCAGAUCUAGCAGGGCAGAAAUUUGACAAACUGACUUGUUGGAAAGGUGGCAUCCUAUGACGGUGCCACAUUGAAAGUCACUGAGCUCUUCAGUAAGGCCUUUCUACUGCCAGUGUUUGUGUAUGGAGAUUGCAUGGCUGUGUGCUCGAUUUUAUACACCUGUCAGCAACGAGUGUGGCUGAAAUUGCAAAAUCCACUAAUUUGAAGGAGUGUCCACAUACUUUUGUAUAUAUAGUGUAUAGUUGCUAAUACAUACAACUGUUGCUAACAGUAUGCAAACAGCAGCCUAUGUAUGUGAAUGGGUAGGUUAUGAAAACUCUGUUUAAGCUAUAUUUACAGAGAUUCCAAGGCUAUCACUGUUAAUGAGAAUUAGUUCUCAGUUGACCAGCCUGGUUAAUUAAAUAAUGAGUUCGAUGAAUAAAAUAUAAACGAUGUAUGAAGGGUUACGUCAAAGACGGUACAGUAUGAAGAUAGGCAGAAACUGCUUCUCCAAUAGAAAUCCCCGGUCACACUUGAAGGCGAUGUCAUGGCGACAUUAGCUAGCAUAGGGUCGAACGGUCAUGUCGUGCCGAACUGCGCAUGUGCAGACCGUCAAAUGAAAGGCACUCCUUCGAAAUAAAGUUGUUUUUGAUUUUAGAUUUUUUUUCGUGACAGUUUGUCACUUUCACAAGGUUGUAGUAAUGACACGUUCAGCUACUUAAGACAGUGGCUCGAAUCUAGGUUUUGCCUUUAGAAUUCAAGAAAAUUAACAACUGAGGAUUUAUUUUUCACUUCUCCCAUUGUUUGCCAAACCCCUGUCUGGUCUGUCAAGUCUGCUUCCAGAUGCAUUCCCAGAAGUAUCGCGAUGUUGAGCCUCUGGGUUUGAAAACUCUGUGGUUAAGCCAUGUGUGUACGUGUCCCUGACUGUGAAAUACUUUUCUAGGAGUGUGGGUGUGUAAACGGUACAAUGGGAGAGAAUAGAUUAAUAUUCAGCAGCUGACUCCAUCCAGAGGCUCAUAGGCAACAGCAGCAACAUUUUUACUUCUGCCAUGCAACCUCUAGGUGUCAGUGUUGAUCACCAAUAAACCCUUACUCAGAGAGGGACGGAGAGGAGAGAGGGAGAGAUGUUAGAAAGUCAGUUGGUCGAGAGAGAGAAGAGGUGACUGUGACUAAGGGAACUCAUGUCUCAGGCAUACAGAGCUCCAGCAGCAUCCCAUAGGGUGUGUGUGUAAGCUUUAUGCUGUUUUAUAUCAUUGACACUUUCACACUGCUGCAGAAAGAGAGGGUUGGCAAGCACCGCAAUAGACACAGUAUGGAUUCUGUCACUGUGUGACUGACAUUGACACAUACUCAAUCAAAUUCUCAAUAGCUACACUCAUUGUGAGAGAAAUUUAGCAUUACAUAAAGAUAUGUUUGUUUGCCUCAGCAGUUCUCUCACUGCCUAUAUCUGCAUCACAAUCUCAGACCUACAUCCACAUAGACUGGGACCAAUCUGUAUCUCUCUCGCUCUGUCUCAGACCUACAUCCACAUAGACUGGGACCAAUCUGUAUCUCUCUCGCUCUGUCUCUCAGACCUACAUCCGCAUAGACUGGGACCAAUCUGUAUCUCUUGUUCUGUCUCUCAGACCUACAUCCGCAUAGACUGGGACCAAUCUAUAUCUCUUGUUCUGUCUCUCAGACCUACAUCCGCAUAGACUGGGACCAAUCUGUAUCUCUUGUUCUGUCUCUCAGACCUACAUCCGCAUAGACUGGGACCAAUCUGUAUCUCUUGUUCUGUCUCUCAGACCUACAUCCGCAUAGACUGGGACCAAUCUGUAUCUCUUGUUCUGUCUCUCAGACCUACAUCCGCAUAGACUGGGACCAAUCUGUAUCUCUUGUUCUGUCUCUCAGACCUACAUCCGCAUAGACUGGGACCAAUCUGUAUCUCUCUCGCUCUUUCUCUCUCGCUGACUUUUCAUUACAUUACAUUACAUUUCCUAACAAUAUACUGGUGCGAUAGUGAGUCAAGUGAGCUCGUGUGCCAAUUCUGUCUCACUCAUGUUCAUUUGUGUUUGUUUGGUCUCCCCGUUCACUCUCCUCUCCUCCCUCCCUCUACUUCUGUUUGUUUCUCCCUCUGCCUCACACUUGUUUCUGUCUCCCUCUUUCACUUGUUCCUUUUUGCUCUCCCUACCUCACUCCUUCCCCCUCUACCUUUUCUCUCUCAGCUCCUGAGGAAGAGGCACAUAGGGAACGACAUCGUCACUAUAAUCUUCCAGGAGCCGGGAGCGCUGCCCUUCACCCCUCAGAACAUCCGCUCCCACUUCCAGCACGUGUUCGUCAUCGUCCGCGUGCACAACCCCUGCUCUGACAACACCUGCUACAGGUAGGACACACACAUACUAACUUUCACCAUGGCGUCCAUUAUGCUGUUUUUAUUGGUCGAUUGUUGAUGGUUGUUUUUUCUCCUCUCUCCUCAGUGUGGCUGUGACGCGUAUGAAGGACGUGCCUCCCUUCGGCCCACCCAUCCCCAGCGGGGUGAUGUUCCGCGACCCUGAAGCCUUCCGCAACUUCCUCUUGGCCAAGGUCAUCAAUGCAGAGAGCGCUGCGCACAAGUCUGAGAAGUUCCACACCAUGGCCACGCGCACGCGACAGGAGUACCUCAGAGACUUAGCCGAGAAUUGUGUGAGCAGUACGCCGCUUGACUCCGCGGGCAAACUCAACAACCUCAUCUCGCUGGCGUCGAAGAAGAGAGAGCGGGCGCGGGCGAGAGAGGGGGCAGAGUUGGGAGCGGCCGGGGCGGUGGCGUGGCGGGUGCUGGCCCAGGACUUCAGUGGCGGCGGGACGGAGAUCUCCUGCGCUCUGGGCGUGUCGGCAGAGUAUAUCCUCCUGGCAGACUGCAACACCAAGGAAGUGGUGUUCAACUGCUUCUGCGCCGACGUGAUCGGCUGGACGCCAGAGAGGCUGGCGCUGAAGAUCUUCUAUGGGAGAGGAGACCACAUCGCCGUCAGAGUCCCCGAGGGCUUUGCUCAGGACAUCAGGGAGGUGGUGCAGAGGUUAAAGGUGAGCAGGCAGAGGUCACAGAGCUGGGGAAGGUUUACCAGAUGUAUGGUGGUGGAAGAGGCACAGGAGCAGGGAAGAGAGUUUAACUGUUAUUUUUUUGUAGAAGGAAUAGCCUGGGUACCACCUCCCUACAUUGUUGCUUAAGACAAUUAAUAGUUUGCUAAAGCAGACACAGACAGGCACCCAGGCUAAGAUGACUGAUACUGAAACAAAAAUCCAUGAAAAUAGCAUGUUUGGCUGUUGUUGGUGUAUGGCAGUAUAAUGAUGUAUUUAAUGAUGCAUUUAAAACCACUAGCCUUUUGAAGCCCUUUUAUUUGCUGAAAGCCCCUAACCUCUUCCCCCUCCCUCCCACCCCAGGCGCUGACGGUGGGCUGUGAGACAGUGGAUAUGACUCUGAGGAGGAACGGCCUGGGACAGCUGGGGUUCCACGUCAGUCUGGACGGCACCGUGGCUGAGGUACUUUUCCCAUCAUUUAUAAAACAUAUUUUUCUAUAAAUUCAUGUAAAAUCCAUUAAAAAUCCAACGGAAGUUUAUAUUGAAAGUAAGGCUAUUUUUCAAAUUAUGUUUAUUUGACGUGCUUUAGGUGGAGGAGUACGGCUUCGCCUGGCAGGCAGGGCUGAGGCAGGGCAGCCGGUUGGUGGAGAUCUGCAAGGUUGCCGCGGUAACCCUGACACACGAGCAGAUGAUCGACCUACUGAGGACUUCAGUCACCGUUAAAGUGGUGAUCAUACCGCCAUACGAGGAGGGAGGGCCCCGCAGGUCAGUGUGUGUGUGUGUGUGUGUGUGUGUUUAUCUAUGUGUUUGGGUGUAUGUGAGUUUGAGUGUCUGUGUGUGAAAAUGAAUGUUUGUGUGUUAGAUGUCAAAGCAUCAUCCUGCCUCUAAGUAUGUGUGGUAGAGAGACAAGAUGCACAACUCACAGCAACACCAACAGAGCUGAGAGAUGGUGGCCAGACAUCUCUGUUCUGAGGAGAGUUUUGAGUGGGAUUGUGUGAAAGAGAGAGAGGUGAGAGGCGCAUGGUCUGAACAUGUGUGAAUCCCUGGAGGUGGUGAAAGAGGAGAGGGAAAGAAAGAGACGGAUAGAACAAACUAACAAUCAAUAGAAUGAAUACACAAUUUCCUUUCAAGCUUUCUUAUUCCCCAUCUCUCGGUCUGUCCAUCAAGGCCUGUGUUUUUCACGUCCAUCUCCCUCAGCCUCACUCUUUAUCUCUCUCUCUCUCUCUUGGGAUCUCCCCUUCCCCCAUCUCUUUUUUGGCUCCGUUCCUCUCAACCUUUCUUCUGAGUAUGGGCCUUGAGUACAGUGCGAUAAUGAGGCUCUGUUAAAUACUGUGGGGUUGAAUGUUACUGAGAUUAAUACGCACUGAGUACACAUAAUGUGACUAGUCUCUACUCGAUAUAUAGCCCAGCUUGGUUAUGUCCCAAAUGGCACCCUUUUCCCUAUUUAGUGUACUACUUUUGAACAGGUCCCAUAGGGCUCUGGUUAAAAGUAGUCCACUAUAUAGGGAAUAGGGUGCCAUUUGGGAUGCAGCCCGAGUGUGCUGCUCCGUAGUUGGUCACAAGUAGCAGGAUGUCUGUUCUUGAUUGAGUCGGGGUUCCUAAAUAUAGUAAUUGUGCCGCCGGGGCUGUGUGAUUGCACAGUGGUUGGAUUUCUUUAAUGUGCAAGGCAGUUUAAUUGCAUGACUUAAAACCCCCUUUGAUACACACACACACACUCGUAUGCGCACACACACACAUGCUCACUCCACACACACUACGUAAUUAGUCUUGUAUUUCACUCUUUCUGUUUCUCCCUCUCUUUUUCACCCCCCCCCCAACCCCCCCCCCCCCCCCCCCCCCCCCUCUCUCUCGAUCACACUCGUUUGCUAUAGUGUGCCAGGACAACAGAUUGCAUGAGAUUAAGGCCCGGAAUCUGCAGAAAGAGGGAAAAUAAAUAAAUAAAAAGAGGCGAUUAAUUAAAAAUGCAUGCUCAGUGCGAAUGAAAAGGGUAGAAAAGGAGGGAGGAGGGAGCGAGGUAGUGUGGGUACAGUAGGAUACCCGGCAUAGAGGAGCUUGAAUGGGAAGACGUGUCUGAACACCUCUUAGGUGGGAGAAGCCAAGUGAGUGGGAGAGUGAAAGAGAAAGAACGGCCUUCACUUCUUCCUCUCCCCCUCCCUGUGUGUACUGUGGACAGGAGAGCGAUAUAGAGAUGCAGUAGAGAGAGAGUGUGUGUGUGUGUGUGUUUGCUCGCGGAAUGUGUGUGAGAGCGAGAGCUCCAGCUGUCAGGCCGGCCAUUGCGAUGGAGGGUUCUCUGGAAGUGGGCACUGGUGUUUUCUCUCUCUAAGGUUGGUACUCUGGUGUGUGUGCGUCAUGCGUGUUAUCGAGUGUCUGUAUGUGUGAGGGUUGUUUCGUGACUUGACAUUGGCAGUUAUAUUUGUGUGUUUGUGUUGGAUCUAGGUUUUUCCUUCCAAGGUUGGUUAGUAUUGGUAUAUAUGUAUGAGAGUGAUAGAGAGACCAUAAUUCUACUCAUACAAUGUCUCCUGGUAUCUUUCGUACAGACAGAGCAUGUGAUGUUGCGUUGUCUCCUCUGUGUGUGUGCUCUGUUUACCUUGGCCUGCAGCGGUAGUAGUGGUGUUUGUUUGUUGUUUUCUAAAGCAGUCUAGGGCUUAGUGUGGCCAGGCCAGUGUGAUUGAGCUUAAUCCAGGUCAAAAAGGAGGGGACAGAUCACACAGACACACAUACAGAGACACACACACACAGACACACAUACAGAGACACACACACACAGACACACACUGGACAAUCUGCUCCUGUCCAACUCCUCUUUGAUUCUCUGCUCCUCCACUCCUCUCUUGUCCUCUUCUUGUCCGUUACCUAGGCUAUAUUCAUAUUUUCUUUCACUUUCUCCACUUCUCAUCCCAUUUCCUCCUUUUCCUUGUGCUCUAAUUUAUUCCUUUUUCCUUUUCUUCCCUUCUCUUUACCCCCCCUCUUUCUUUCUCCUCUCUUCCCUCCCCCUGUCCUCGUGUCUAUUUUCCCUCUUCCCCUCUCACCUCUCCGCUCCCUCCCUGUUACAGUGAUGUACAUUGUCUGAUGUCUGAGGCAGCCUUUGCUGUGGCGGUGUGAUGCCUCUUUAACAUCCAAUAAUAGACUUUACCAUGAAAUAGUGAUGAAGGAUGAAAGAUGUACAGUUGAAGUCAGGAGUUUACAUACACUUAGGUUGGAGUCAUUAAAACUAAUUUUUCAACCACUCCACAAAUUUCUUGUUAACAAACUAUAGUUUUAGCAAGUCGGUUAGGACAUCUACUUUGUGCAUGACAAAAGUAAUUUUUCCAACAAUUGUUUACAGACAGAUUAUUUCACUUAUAAUUCACUGUAUCACAAUUCCAGUGGGUCAGAAGUUUACAUACACUAAGUUGACUGUGCCUUUAAACAGCUUGGAAAAUUCCAGAAAAUGAUGUCAUGGCUUUAGAAGCUUCUGAUAGGCUAACUGACAUAAUUUGAGUCAAUUGGAGGUGUACCUGUGGAUGUAUUUCAAGGCCUCCCUUCAAACUCAGUGCCUCUUUGCUUGACAUCAUGGGAAAAUCAAAAGAAAUCGGCCAAGACCUCAGAAAAAAGAUUGUAGACCUCCACAGGUCUUGUUCAUCCUUGGGAGCAAUUUCCAAACGCCUGAAGGUACCACGUUCAUCUGUACAAACAAUAGUACGCAAGUAUAAACACCAUGGGACCACGCAGCCGUCAUACCGCUCAGGAAGGAGACUCGUUCUGUCUGCUAGAGAUGAACGUACUUAGGUGCGAAAAGUGCAAAUCAAUCCCAGAACAACAGCAAAGGACCUUGUGAAGAUGCUGGAGGAAACAGUUACAGAAGUAUCUAUAUCCACAGUAAAACGAGUCCUAUAUUGACAUAACCUGAAAGGCCGCUCAGCAAGGAAGAAGCCACUGCUCCAAAACCGCCAUAAAAAAUCCAGACUACAGUUUGCAACUGCACAUGGGGACAAAGAUUGUACUUUUUGGAGAAAUGUCCUCUGGUCUGAUGAAACAAAAAUAGAACUGUUUGGCCAUAAUGACCAUCGUUAUGUUUAGAGGAAAAAGGGGGAUGCUUGCAAGCCGAAGAUUACCAUCCCAACUGUCAAGCACGGGGGUGGCAGCAUCAUGCUGUGGGGGUGCUUUGCUGCAGGAGGGACUGGUGCACUUCACAAAAUAGAUGGCAUCAUGAGGAAGGAAAAUUAUGUGGAUAUAUUGAAGCAACAUCUCAAGACAUCAGUCAGGAAGUUAAAGCUUGGUCGCAAAUGGGUCUUCCAAAUGGACAAUGACCCCAAGCAUACGCGAUGUCAUUUACAAAAUAGCCUCCAACACUCUACUCAGCAAAUUGGAUGUAGUCUAUCACAGUGCCAUCCGUUUUGUCUCCAAAGCCCCAUACACUACCCACCACUGUGACCUGUACGCUCUUGUUGGCUGGUCCUCACUACAUGUUCGUCGUCAAACCCACUGGCUCCAGGCCAUCUAUAAAUCACUGCUAGGCAAAUCCCCGCCUUAUCUUAGCUCAUUGGUCACCAUAGCAGCACCCACCCGUAGUCUGCGCUCCAGCAGGUAUAUCUCACUGGUCAUUCCCAAAGCCAACACCUCCUUUGGCCGCCAUUCCUUCCAGUUCUCUGCUGCCAAUGACUGGAACGAAUUGCAAAAAUCUCUGAAGCUGGAGACACUUAUCUCCCUCACUAACUUUAAGCAUCAGUUGUCAGAGCACCUUACCGAUCACUGCACCGGUACACAGCCCAUCUGAAAUUAGCCCACCCAACUACCUCAUCCCUAUAUUGUUAUUUAUUUUGCUCUUUUGCACCCCAGUAUCUCUAUUUGCACAUAAUCUCUUGCACAUCUAGCAUUCCAGUGUUAAUACUAUUGUAAUUAUUUUGCACUAUAGCCUAUUUAUUGCCUUACCUCCAUAACUUGCUACAUUUGCACACACUGUAUAUAUAUUUUCUGUUGUAUUUUUGACUUUAUGUUUUUUUACCCCAUAUGUAACUCUGUGUUGUUUUUAUCGCACUGCUUUGCUUUAUCUUGGCCAGGUCGCAGUUGUAAAUGAGAACCUGUUCUCAACUGGCUUACCUGGUUAAAUAAAGGUGAAAUAAAAAAAUAAAAAAUACUUCCAAAGUUGUGCAAAAUGGCUUAAGGACAACAAAGUCAAGGUAUUGGAGUGGCCAUCACAAAGCCCUGACCUCAAUCCUAUAGAACAUUUGUGGGCAGAACUGAAAAAGCGUGUGUGAGCAAGGAGGCCUACUAACCUGACUCAGUUACACCAGCUCUGUCAAGAGGAAUGGGCCAAAAUUCACCCAACUUAUUGUGGGAAGCUUGUGGAAGGCUACCCGAAACGUUUGACCCAAGUUAAACAAUUUAAAGGCAAUGCUACAAUAUACUAAUUGAGUGUAUGUAAACUUCUGACCCACUGGGAAUGUGAUGAAAGCUGAAAUAAAUAUUUCUCUCUACUAUUAUUCUGACAUUUCACAUUCUUAAAAUAAAGUGAUGAUCCUAACUGACCUAAAACAGGGAAUUUUUACUUGGAUUAAUUGUCAGGAAUUGUGAAAAACUGAGUUUAAAUGUAUUUGGCUAAGGUGUAUGUAAACUUCCGACUUCAACUGUAUGUGCUGUUUCUGCUCAAUGCUUUAGUGAGGAUGUUGAGAGGGUAAGCCUGUCAUACUGUGCUGGGUGAAACAACAGGGAUCUAUUGCUAUUGGUCUCUUGAGUAGAAAAUGAGAAGACAUCCCACUGAAACUGAUGUUGGUCAUUAUUACGUCAUUGAGGGUGUACCUUUAGGUUUGCUAGAGAUUUCAUGUGCAUUGUAUGUGGUACUGCAGUGACAACUAGAAGGGUCCAGGUCAUGACUGUUUAGGGGAAGUUGAAGAAAAGCCUGAUAUCUCACAGGAUCUAAUGAAAGUAUUUAACUAGUCACCUAAAACAACCAUUUCCACAUGCCUUGCGUGUAUAAACUCAAUGCAAGUUGACCCAUCUAGGCUACAUACACACGAAUAGGCUGACAGAGAGAAUCUUUAUGAGAUUAGAGGUUUAUUCUGCCCAAAUUAAUACUUCAGUGACAACUGGGUGACUAAAAGGUCAAGGCUUGGAUUCAAUCUGUACGCAUGCUCAUAGAAACACAUUACUCACACACUUGACCAAGGCCUCACAGUAGGGGAUAGAGUCGUAAUGCCGUGCAGUAGCAGAGAGAACAGUCUAUGACUAGGGUGGCUGGAGUCUUUUACAAUUUUUAGGGCCUUCCUCUGACACCACCUGGUAUAGAGGUCCUGGAUGGCAGGAAGCUUGACCCCAGUGAUGUACUGGGCGGUACGCACUACCCUCUGUAGUGCCUUAAGGUCGGAGGACGAGCAGUUGCCAUACAAGGCAGUGAUGCAACCAGUCAGGAUGCCCUCGAUGGUGCAGCUGUAGAACCUUUUGAGGAUCUGAGGACCCAUGCCAAAUCUUUUCGGUCUCCUUAGGGGGAAUAGGUUUUGUCGUGCCCUCUUCACGACUGUCUUGGUGUGCUUGGACCAUGUUAGUUUGUUGGUGAUGUGGACACCAAGGAACUUGAAGCUCUCAACCUGCUCCGCUACAGCCCCGUCGAUGAGAAUGGGGGCGUGCUCAGUCAUCUGUUUUUUCCUGUACUCCACAAUCAUCUCCUUUGUCUUGAUCACGUUGAGGGAGAGGUUGUUGUCCUGGCACCAUAUGGCCAAGUCUCUUACCUCCUCCCUGUAGGCUGUCUCGUCGUUGUCGGUGAUCAGGCCUACCACUGUUGUGUCAUCGGCAAACUUAAUGACGGUGUUGGAGUCAUGCCUGGCCGUGCAGUCAUGAGUGAACAGGGAGUACAGGAGGGGACUGGGCACACACCCCUGAGGGGCACCGUGUUGAGGAUCAGCGUGGCGGAUAUGUUGUUACCUACCCUUACUACCUGGGGGCGGCCCGUCAGGAAGUCCAUGAUCCAGUUGCAGAGGGAGGUGUUUAGUCCCAGGGUCCUUAGCUUAGUGAUGAGCUUUGAGGGCACUAUGGUGUUGAACGCUGAGCUGUAGUCAAUGAAUAGCAUUCUCACAUACAGUGAGGGAAAAAAGUAUUUGAUCCCCUGCUGAUUUUGUACGUUUGCCCACUGACAAAGAAAUGAUCAGUCUAUAAUUUUAAUGGUAGGUUUAUUUGAACAGUGAGAGACAGAAUAACAACAGAAAAACGCAUGUCGAAAAUGUUAUAAAUUGAUUUGCAUUUUAAUGAGGGAAAUAAGUAUUUGACCCCCUCUCAAUCAGAAAGAUUUCUGGCACCCAGGUGUCUUUUAUACAGGUAACGAGCUGAGAUUAGGAGCACAUUCUUAAAGGGAGUGCUCCUAAUCUCAGCUUGUUACCUGUAUAAAAGACACCUGUCCACAGAAACAAUCAAUCAAUCAGAUUCCAAACUCUCCACCAUGGCCAAGACCAAAGAGCUCUCCAAGGAUGUCAGGGACAAGAUUGUAGACCUACACAAGGCUGGAAUGGGCUACAAGACCAUUCUGAGAAGGUGACCAUCGUUAUGUUUAGAGGAAAAAGGGGGGCGCUUGCAACCCGAAGAACACCAUCCCAACCGUGAAGAACGGGGGUGGCAGCAUCAUGCUGUGGGGGUGCUUUGCUGCAGGAGGGACUGGUGCACUUCACAAAAUGGAUGGGGAAGGAAAAUUAUGUGGAUAUAUUGAAGCAACAUCUUGUGGUCCUCUGUAGCUCAGCUGGUAGAGCACGGCGCUUGUAACGCCAAGGUAGUGGGUUUGAUCCCCGGGACCACCCAUACACAAAAAUGUAUGCACGCAUGACUGUAAGUCGCUUUGGAUAAAAGCGUCUGCUAAAUGGCAUAUUAUUAUUAUUAUUAUUAUUAUUAUUAUCUCAAGACAUCAGUCAGGAAGUUAAAGCUUGGUCGCAAAUGGGUCUUUCAAAUGGACAAUGACCCCAAGCAUACUUCCAAAGUUGUGGCAAAAUGGCUUAAGGACAACAAAGUCAAGGUAUUGGAGUGGCCAUCACAAAGCCCUGACCUCAAUCCUAUAGAACAUUUGUGGGCAGAACUGAAAAAGUGUGUGCGAGCAAGGAGACCUACAAACCUGACUCAGUUACACCAGCUCUGUCAGGAGGAAUGGGCCUAAAUUCACCCAACUUAUUGUGGGAAGCUUGUGGAAGGCUACCUGAAACGUUUGACCCAAGUUAAACAAUUUAAAGGCAAUGCUACGAAAUAUUAAUUGAGUGUAUGUAAACUUCUGACCCACUGGGAAUGUGAUGAAAUAAAUAAAAGCUGAAAGAAAUAAUUCUCUCUACUAUUAUUCUGACAUUUCACAUUCUUAAAAUAAAGUGGUGAUCCUACCUGACCUAAAACAGGGAAUUUUUACUAGGAUUAAAUGUCAGGAAUUGUGAAAAACUGAGUUUAAAUGUAUUUGGCUAAGGUGUAAACUUCCGACUUCAUCUGUAGUGUUGUCUACAGCUUAUCAUGAGAUACUUUACCUCAUGCGAGCAAAACCUUGAGACUUCCUUAGAUAUCGUGUACCAGCUGUUGUUUACAAAUAUACAUAGACCGCCACCCCUUGUCUUACCAGAGGCUGCUGUUCUAUCCUGCCGAUACUGUGUAUAACCCACCAGCUGUGUGUGUGUGUGUAAGCAGCUAUGACAUCUUUCUAGUUGUUUUCUAGUCUGGUGUUAGUGUGUGGUCCUCUGUAGCUCAAUUGGUAGAGCAUGGCGCUUGUAACGCCAGGGUAGUGGGUUCGAUCCCCGGGACCACCCAUACGUAAAAAAUGUACGCGCACAUGACUGUAAGUCGCUUUGAAUAAAAGCGUCUGCUAAAUGGCAUAUUAUAUUAUUAUAUUAUAAUGUUCUAUGUGAAGGGUUUAGUCUUGCAAUACCACUGCAGUACCACUGACUCUCCAUUCCCUCUGUAUGUCUGUAGGGGCUGUACAGAGGAAUAUGAGAUGAAGAACAUGGAGCAGAAGCCAGAGGCUGAGCCUGUGGCAGCAGGGUAUCGGCCCUCCCCUCGCACCCCUGCCUGGCGCUGGGACAGCCCCCCCACCCCUCAGCGCUGGACCCCUAUGGGCCCCCCACCACCCCAACCCCGCUCACACAAAGCCGUUGUCAUGCCUGUCCAAUACAGAGAGCCCCAGCACCUCUCCAACAAGAGGUGAGACACUGACGUGUGAUUGUUUGUCAUGUGCUUAGACACUGGUGUAGUUGCCCUUGUUUGCUUCAGUGUCUUGAGCCGGUGGUCCUAUGCUUAUGGCCUGAUGUCAUUCUCAUAAAUGCUCAGACGAUGAGGUUAUUCUUAUAAAAACGUAAAGCAAGACCAAAAAGACCAUGAUUUUGGGGAUUUUCAUGAAAUGUAACCCAUACAAUGGUCCUUUGAAGGAAAGAUUGUUUACAUACAAUACCAGUCAAAGGUUUGGACACACCUACUCAUUCCAGGGUUUUUCUUUAUUUUUACUAUUUUCUACAUUGUAGAAUAAUAGUGAAGACAUAAACUAUGAAAUAACACAUAUGGAAUCAUGUAGUAACCAAAAAAGUGUUAAACAAAUUUCUUCAAAUAGCCACCCUUUGCCUUGAUGACAGCUUUGCACACUCUUGGCAUUCUCUCAACCAGCUUCAUGAGGUAGUCACCUGGAAUGAAUUUCAAUUAACAGUUGUGCCUUCUUAAAAGUUAAUUUGUGGAAUUUCUUUCCUUCUUAAUGCGUUUGAGCCAAUCAGUUGUGUUGUAACAAGGUACGGGGGGUAUACAGAAGAUAGCCCUAUUUGGUAAAGGUCAUUAGAGUUACCAGCCUCAGAAAUUGCAUCAUCUGUGGAUCUGUUGGGGCGGUAUGCAAAUUGGAGUGGGUCUAGGGUUUCUGGGAUAAUGGUGUUGAUGUGAGCCAUGACCAGCCUUUCAAAGCACUUCAUGGCUACAGACAUUAGUGAUACGGGUCUGGAGUUAUUUAGGCAGGUUACCUUAGUGUUCUUGGGCACAGCGACUAUGGUGGUCUGCUAAGGUGAGCAAAGUGGGCCUAUUGACGGAUUCAAAUAUAAAAAGAAUGAUGAUGGUACAGUUAACAAGUACAAGGUUAUUUGCAAGAUUUGUAAGAAGGAGUUUCAAUUUCACCGGAGCUGUUCAAGCUUGAAGUACCAUGUCAACGCCAAACAUGCGUUUGCUGGGCCGUCAGAUUCAGCAAGUGGUUUGCGCCAGACCACGCUGAAUGUUUGCAGGCAAUUAACAAAAUCAACCUCAGAUAAUUUGACCAACACAAUAGCAAAAUGGAUUGCAAAGGAUUGUAGACCCAUUAGCAUUGUAGAAGACUCAGGUUUCCUUGAUGUUUUGCAAGUGGCGUCUCAAGACUCAUUCUAUAAGCCACCGUCAAGAGCCACAGCCAAAGACAAAUAUUAUGGUGUGUAGUAUGUUUCAGCUUGAUUUAAAACACCAUUAUUUGGCUGUGUUAAUAAACAGACAUAAUAUGAAAAUUAUGUAUCUGUGUCCUGUUAUUUAUGUUUUAAUGUUGGUAUUACAGACUCAGUCAGGGAGAGGUUGAAAAUGUUAGUGAAGACACUUGCCAGUUGGUCAGCGCAUGCUCGGAGUACACGUCCUGGUAAUCCGUCUGGCCCUGCGGCCUUGUGAAUGUUGACCUGUUUAAAGGUCUUACUCACAUCGGCUACGGAGAGCGUGAUCACACAGUCGUCCGGAACAGCUGAUGCUCUCAUGCAUGCUUCAAUGUUGCUUGCCUUGAAGCAAGCAUAGAAGUGAUUUAGCUCGUCUGGUAGGCUCGUGUCACUGGGCAGCUCGCGGCUGUGCUUCCCUUUUUAGUCUGUAAUAGUUUGCAAGCCCUGCCACAUCCGACGAGCGUCGGAGCUGGUGUAGUACGAUUCAAUCUUAGUCCUGUAUUGACACUUUGCCUGUUUGAUGUUCAGAGGGCAUAGCAGGAUUUCUUGUAAGCGUCCGGGUUAGAGACCCGCUCCUUAAAAGUGGCAGCUCUACCCUUUAGCUCAGUGCGGAUGUUGCCUGUAAUCCAUGGCUUCUGGUUGGGGUAUGUACGUACAGUUACUGUGGGGACGACGUCAUCGAUGCACUUAUUGAUGAAGCCAGUGACUGAUGUGGUGUACUCCUCAAUGCCAUCGGAAGAAUCCCGGAACAUAUUCCAGUCUGUGUUAGCAAAACAUUCCUGUAGCUUAGCAUCUGCGUCAUCUGACCACUUCUUUGUUGACCGAGUCACUGGUGCUUCCUGCUUGAAAGCAGGAAUCAGGAGGAUAUAAUUAUGGUCAGAUUUGCCAAAUGGAGGGCGAGGGAGAGCUUUGAAUGCGUGUCUGUGUGUGGAGUAAAGGUGAUCUAGAGUUUUUUUCCCUCUGGUUGCACAUUUAACAUGCUGGUAGAAAUGAGGUAAAACGGAUUUAAGUUUCCCUGCAUUAAAGUCCCCGGCCAUUAGGAGCGCCGCCUCUGGAUGAGCGUUUUCCUGUUUGCUUAUGGCCUUAUACUGCUCAUUGAGUGCGGUCUUAGUGCCAGCAUCGGUUUGGGGUGGUAAAUAGACAGCUACGAAUAAUAUAGAUGAAAACUCUCUUGGUAGAUAGUGUGGUCUACAGCUUAUCAUGAGAUACUCUACCUCAGGCGAGCAAAACCUUGAGACUUCCUUAAUAUUAGAUUUCGUGCACCAGCUGUUGUUUACAAAUAUACACAGACCGCCACCCCUUGUUUUACGGGAGGCCAUUGUUCUAUCUUGCCGAUGCAGCGUAAACCCCGCCAGCUAUAUGUUAUCCAUGUUGUCGUUCAGCCACGACUCAAUGAAACAUAAGAUAUUACAGCUUUUAAUGUCCCGUUGGUAGGAUAUUCGUGAUCGUAGCACGUCAAUUUUGUUAUUCAAUGAUUGAACGUUGGCUAAUAGGACUGAUAGAAGAGGCAGAUUACCCACUUGCCGUCGGAUCCUUACAAGGCACCCCGACCUACGUCCCCGAUAUCUCUGUCUCUUUCUCCUGCGAAUGACAGGGAUUUGGGCCUUGUCGCGUGUCUGAAGUAAAUCCUUUGCGUCCGACUCGUUGAAGAAAAAAAUCUUUGUCCAGUACGAGGUGAGUAAUCGCUGUCCUGAUAUUCAGAAGCUCUUUUCGGUCGUAAGAGAUGGUGGCAGAAACAUUAUGUACAAAAUAAGUUACAAAUAACGCGAGAAAACACUCAUAGUAGCGCCAUUAUAGUGGAUUACAUUUUGUGAAAAUACCAAAAACCAUGGGAUUUUUUUUGUCCUAGUUUUGGGGGGAAUCACUCGUAUGUUGAUUGUAUACUCUCUCUGUUUUUUUACACAUACGCUGUUCUAGCGUCUCAGAGUAGGAGUGGAUCAGGAUCAGGUCCUCCCUAUCCAAUAAACCGUAUUAAUUAUGAUCUAAAAGGCCAAACUGAUUGUAGAUCAGCACUCAUACUCUAAGACUCUUUAUGAAUAUAGGCACUGACUUGUGAUUAAACUCUGCUGUCCCCCUGUGCUCCCUGCAGGCCGGUGAGUUUCCCUGAGAACCACUACAGCCUGUCCCUAGCGGGGGGCGACAGAGUGCUGCCCUACAGGAACCCCUCAGCCAGCUUCUCCUCCCCCUCUGGCCUGGGGGGCAUGGCGGCCCUGGGGGGCCCCAUACUCAGUGGGCCCUUCGUACGCUACAAACCCUCACCUGACAGGUCAGUCAGCGGAAGUGUGUGUGUUAGUGUCUUUGUAUGGUGGGUGUAUCUCUGUGGUUGUCUCUGUUUGUAUGCAUUGAGGUAUCAUUGAGGUCUCCUUUUGUUUGUAUUGGAGGAGAAUGUCACUCCUCCCUGUUCCCUGGCAUUUCCUUUGUAUGAUACUUGUAGGCCUCUUGUAGCUCAGUUGGUAGAGCAUGGCGCUUGCAACGCCAGGGUUGUGGGUUCGAUUCCCACGGGGGGCCAGUAUGAAAAAUGUAUGCACUAAGAGCGUCUGCUAAAUGACUAAAAUGUAAAUGUUAUACUUGACAGGCUUUUGGCGCUUGUUGCUUGGAGUGGUAGCUAACUUGCUGCAGACCUGUGACUGAUUUGGUUUAAAGCUUUGAGAAGCUGACUGUCGAUUUUAUGUUAGUGAGACAUGUAUGAACACACUAUUGGAUUAAGACUCGAUAUUGUGGGGUUUUACCUGUGUGUUUAGUUUAGGGUGAUUAGUUACAUCCUGCCCAACCUGAGGAACAUGUUUGAAAUAAGCACCACCGGGGAGCAUAGCAACAACAGAAACUGGGAAAUGUUCUUAAACGUAUUGGUGUGUGUGUGUUAGGGCUGUCCCUGACAAAAAUAAGUAUUGGUCGACCAAGAGUCGUCUGUUCUUUUGACCAAUCGAUUGGUAAAACAUUUUUAAACGUGUAUUUUUCCAUAUAUAGACACCCCUAUGUGUUUGAAUAAAAUCAACUAUAUGCACUGAGCUUGUCUGAUGCUUUAAGCGCACUGUUUGAUUAAAUAAUUAUGACACACAAAUGACUCGAGGGAGCACGAUGGCCACGAUGUGUAAAAAAGAAAAGAAAAAGGACAGCGGCACCCGCAGCUGCAGCGAACAAGUGUUUAUUGCGCUGUCCAUGCUGAAGCUGCAACAUAAUUUCAGCCAUUUCGUUUUACUUGUUUCUUUGACUGAACAGUUCUGUUACCGAAAUCCCUCAUUUGUUUAUAAAAAAACAUUCCCUAUUCCCUCUCUUUACGUGAAACAAUAGGGCCUGACCUAGAGCCUAUCAUAAGCACAUCAAUAUAAUUGUUAUAACAAACUCCAAACACCGUAACAUAUGUGACAGCAAAAUGGAUGUGGACGUGGAAAAAAAGAAACUCAAAACGGGCUAAUGUUUACUGGUUUCUCAGGAGGGAAAGGGGAAGUCGGAUCUGUGGAAGACAUUUGACUUAGUUGUGGAAACUGCUGGAGAUCAAGAAAAAGGAGGGUAUAGGAGCAAGCGUUGCGUGAGUAUUGUGUGUGCUAAACAGGUGCUGAUAGAUUACAAUAUAAAACAAACAUUCUGACCAUUUGGAAGAGUGUAAACAACACUAAAUAAAUUAUAAGUAUACCAGAGAGUCUGUUCUAACGAUAAAAAUACAAAUAUAAAGCCUUUAUUACAGCAAAGACUAAAAGCAGUUGCAUUUAUGAAUUGCGGUUUAUUUAUUGUUUAGGCUAUUUAUUCAAAGGACCUUUUAUUUAUUUUUUAAACUAAAAUGCUUGAUUGCAUUUCGAAGCAUGAAUGACUUGUAUGCUGUGUAAAGAAACAAAUGAUUGAUUGAUACAGUAGCCUAUAUAUUGAAAUAUAGCCUAAGUAAGUUACGGUAUUAAGACUAAACAGGACGCGCUCUUAGGCCUACAGCUCGAUGGUGGUUAUACAAGGCUACUACUAUACGAAGCCUACUAAUGAUAAUGACUUAUUUUAAUGAUGAUCAUAAUAAUAAUUGUAAUAAUAACAGUAAGAAGGAGAUCAAGAAAAAGGAGGGUGUAUGAGCGAGAGCUGCUUGCAUAUUAUGUGUGACAAACAGGUUCUGUUAGAUUCCAAUAUAAUUGUUCUACCUGUUAGGAAAAGUGUAAACAACACUAAAUAAAUUAUAAGUAAUACCAGAGAGUAUGUUCUGAGUUUUUUUUUAGCCUUUAUUACAGCUUAGUAAAGAUUAAAAACAGACUGAUUUGUGAAAUUGCUUUAUCCAACAUUUUGCGGUUGUGUGAGGCUUGGUGCUCAUGGAAUCAGUAGGCUAUUAAACAAACACUCAAACAGGCAAUAGAUGCAGGAUCUGUCUUAUUUCUGUAGAUAUAUACAGUGCCUUCGGAAAGUAUUCAAACCCCUUGACUUUUUCCACAUUUUGCUACGUUACAGCCUUAUUCUAAAAUGGAUUUAAAAAAAUUAUAAUCCUCAGCAAUCUACACACAAUACCCCAUAAUGACAAAGCGAAAACAGUUUUUCUGAAAUUUUAGCAAAUAUAUUAAAAUAAUUAACCGAUACCGUAUUUACAUAAGUAUUCAGACCCUUUGCUAUGAGACUCGAAAUUGCGCUCGGGUGCAUCUUGUUUCCAUUGGUCAUCCUUGAGAUGUUUCUACAACUUGAUUGGAGUUCACCUGAGGUAAAUUCAAUAGAUUGGACAUGAAUUGGAAAGGCACACACCUGUCUAUAUAAAGGUCCCACAGUUGACAGUGCAUGUCAGAGAAAAAAACCAAGCCAUGAGGUCCAAGGAAUUGUCCGUAGAGCUCCGAGACAGGAUUGUGUCGAGGCACAGAUCUGGGGAAGGGUACCAAAAAAUGUCUGCAGCAUUGAAGGUCCCCAAGAACACAGUGGUCUCCAUCAUUCUUAAAUGGAAGAAGUUUGGAACCACCAAGACUCUUCCUAGAGCUGGCCACCCGGCCAAACUGAGCAAUCGGGGGAGAAGGGCCUGGGAGGUGACCAAGAACCCGAUGGUCACUCUGACAGAGCUCUAGAGCUCCUCUGUGGAGAUGGGAGAACCUUCCAGAAGGACAACCAUCUCUGCAGCACUCCACCAAUCAGGCCUUUAUAGUAGAGUGGCCAGACAGAAGUCACUACUCAGUAAAAGGCACAUGACAGCCCGCUUGUAGUUUGCCAAAAGGCACCUAAAGACACUCAGACCAUGAGAAAUAAGAUUCUCUGGUCUGAUGAAACCAAGAUUGAACUCUUUAGCCUGAAUGCCAAGUGUCACGUCUGGAGGAAACCUGGCACCAUCCCUACGGUGAAGCAUGGUGGUGGCAGCAUCAUGCUGUGGGGGUGUUUUUCAGCGGCAGGGACUGGGAGACUAGUCAGGAUCAAGGCAAAGAUGAACGGAGCAAAGUACAGAGAUUCAGAACCGCGGACAGCAACCGCUAUCCAACGCAAGAGAAAAAUAUGUUAUACAAUUAUAUUAUAUUUAUUAGUGUGGCACCAUUAUUUUUUACAUAAUAUAAACAUAUACAAUUUCAGUAUCACGUCUUAGAGCAGUGGUGUGCUGUUGGCAGUAGGUGCACUUGAUUCAGAAGCCCUGCACAUCGGGUAAACAAAGUGUUCCAAUUUUGAACCAAACUCUGCCUACCCGGCGGACCGGGACAUCUGUGGCUAAAUUGAGUUCGCCUACUGCUCUUGCCUACAGAGCUUCCAAGACCCCGGCCACAGCAAAGUUUGAUACUAGCCUACAUAAGAUUUAAAAACUUUAAAAACCAUUGACCACAGAGAGACUGUCAUAGAAUACAGCAAAGAGCUGCUGUUUUUAUGAGGGAGUUAAUAUUAAUGUUUUUAUUCAGCAGUGUCAACUGUUUUUAUUCAACACGAUUACAAAACAUAAAACACGCUUCUCCGUACUUCCACUCACGCUGCCGCAGCAAUGAAAUGAGUAGCCAAGUGUAUCGAUAGCCCUGCAUUUCUAUAAUUAUUAUUAUUAGCAGCAGCAGCUCGUCGUAUCUAUUUUAAUAUUGAGGAAUAUUUCACUUUCUCUGGUCAUAGGAAUGCGGUGCGACUCGAGUUUAGCCAUCAGGUGGAAGACAGUGUCCCCUCUCUCUGGUCAGUCUCACCGGAGGAAAGGAAGGAGAGAGCAGGGACCGUGAGAGGUGGACCCUCUGCUGCUCCCACCCUGCGCUGAGACUAAUGCCAUGUUCAGAACAACUGGGAACUCAGAAAUCUCAGACUUCAGUGUGUUCAAGACAACUGCGAACUCUGAAAAAAGAAGAUCCAACUGGGGCAAAAUCGUUUUGAGCGGUCAUCCAACUUGGAAUUAAAAGUCUGAAACUCUGGUGUCUUUCUAGAGCUCCGACUUUCCGACCUGAAGAUCACUGAUGUUGUGAUUUGUUCCCAGUUGUCUUGAAAGCACCAUGACCAUCAGAUGCAGGUACCAUCAGUCCAGUAAAAUAAAACAGCAAAUUAUUUCAAUUUAUGCGCCGCAAUGCCUUGCAAGUGCUACACCAGCUGAUAUACACUGCUCAAAAAAAUAAAGGGAACACUUAAACAACACAAUGUAACUCCAAGCCAAUCACACUUCUGUGAAAUCAAACUGUCCACUUAGGAAGCAACACUGAUUGACAAUACAUUUCACAUGCUGUUGUGCAAAUGGAAUAGACAACAGGUGGAAAUUAUAGGCAAUUAGCAAGACACCCCCAAUAAAGGAGUGGUUCUGCAGGUGGUGACCACAGACCACUUCUCAGUUCCUAUGCUUCCUGGCUGAUGUUUUGGUCACUUUUGAAUGCUGGCGGUGCUUUCACUCUAGUGGUAGCAUGAGACGGAGUCUACAACCCACACAAGUGGCUCAGAUAGUGCAGCUCAUCCAGGAUGGCACAUCAAUGCGAGCUGUGGCAAGAAGGUUUGCUGUGUCUGUCAGCGUAGUGUCCAGAGCAUGGAGGCGCUACCAGGAGACAGGCCAGUACAUCAGGAGACGUGGAGGAGGCCGUAGGAGGGCAACAACCCAGAAGCAGGACCGCUACCUCUGCCUUUGUGCAAGGAGGAGCACUGCCAGAGCCCUACAAAAUGACCUCCAGCAGGCCACAAAUGUGCAUGUCUGCUCAAACGGUCAGAAACAGACUCCAUGAGGGUGGUAUGAGGGCCCGACAUCCACAGGUGGGGGUUAUGCUUACAGCCCAACACCGUGCAGGACGUUUGGCAUUUGCCAGAGACAUUUGCCACUGGCGCCCUGUGCUCUUCACAGAUGAAAGCAGGUUCACACUGAGCACAUGUGACAGACAUGAAAUAGUCUGGAGACACCGUGGAGAACGUUCUGCUGCCUGCAACAUCCAUCAGCAUGACCGGUUUGGCGGUGGGUCAGUCAUGGUGUGGGGUGGCAUUUCUUUGGGGGGCCGCACAGCCCUCCAUGUGCUCGCCAGAGGUAGGUAGCCUGACUGCCAUUAGGUACCGAGAUGAGAUCCUCAGACCCCUUGUGAGACCAUAUGGUGGUGCGGUUGGCCCUGGGUUCCUCCUAAUGCAAGACAAUGCUAGACCUCAUGUGGCUGGAGUGUGUCAGCAGUUCCUGCAAGAGGAAGGCAUUGAUGCUAUGGACUGGCCCGCCCGUUCCCCAGACCUGAAUCCAAUUGAGCACAUCUGGGACAUCAUGUCUCUCUCCAUCCACCAAUGCCACGUUGCACCACAGACUGUCCAGGAGUUGGCGGAUGCUUUAGUCCAGGUCUGGGAGGAGAUCCCUCAGGAGACCAUCCGCCACCUCAUCAGGAGCAUGCCCAGGCGUUGUAGGGAGGUCAUACAGGCACGUGGAGGCCACACACACUACUGAGCCUAAUUUUGACUUGUUUUAAGGACAUUACAUCAAAGUUGGGUCAGCCUGUAGUGUGGUUUUCCACUUUAAUUUUGAGUGUGACUCCAAAUCCAGACCUCCAUGGGUUGAUACAUUUGAUUUCCAUUGAUCAUUUUUGUGUGAUUUUGUUGUCAGCGCAUUCAACUAUGUAAAGAAAAAAGUAUUUAAUAAGAUUAUUUCAUUCAUUCAGAUCUAGGAUGUGUUAUUUUAGUGUUCCCUUAAUUUUUUUGAGCAGUGUAUUUUGUUUAUUAAAGCUCGAGUUUUGAAAUAUAAUAUGGUCUGAGAAGAACAAUAUUGUCAGGCAUAUAGCCAAUAUGCUGUGAUAAUGUAUUAGGCCUACUGCCCAAACCUAAUUCCUACAGAACUGUUUUUAUUAGUUUAAUGUAAAAUUUUUUAAGUCAUGUUUAAAAAAAAGUUUUGCUUUUUGACUGCGAAAGUGAUCUUGACUCAGAAAAGGUUUGUGACCACUGUCUUAGUGAUGGACUAUGCCAUCCCUGUGGCCUCCGCAAUGGAUUAGUCCACUGAGACGUGUGAAUCAGACAGGUGUCUUGUGCACCACGGGGAAAAUUUUUUUUUUGCGACUGCUCUACUAAAGAAAUCUCGGUCGACCAACAGCCUAUCGACCAGUCGGCUAAAUGGGGUCAGCCCUAGUGUGUGUGUGCUGUACACUUUUUUGUCUACCUGUAUUCUGCCUAAAUCUGAAUUCACCCGAGUCUGUGUGUAACCUUGCGUGAGUUAGGGAUGGGCGGUUUGGGCAAAAUAUCAUAUCCCAAUAUUUUUCUAAUUUUUGACCAGGCUUGAGCAUUAUACCGUAUAUAUCGGGGGGGAUUUUUAAGUACAGAAGGUAUGAUUUUCAAUACUCCCCCCCCCCCCCCUCCACAUGGUAUCUUUGUUUACAAAGAGCACGUGGAGAAAACGUGUCAAUCCACUGUUGAGAAGCACGAGAGAGGUGAUCAAGUUACACUUGAAAUUCAUAUCUUAUAACUAUAAGUUAACUAUUUAACAUUUUCUCCAGCUCAGGGCUCCAGCUAUGCAUUUGGUUAGCUAACUUGCUAGCUAUAACGUUAGGUGGCUAGCUUGCAAUAUCAAGCUUCUUGGUUACAGCAGAGACAAUCAAUCCCCUUCUGGAUCAAGUGUGAGUAGCCUUUUGAGAUAGUUCUAUAACUUUAUGACCUGGGUUGUCUGUCCUUGCAUUUAGCUUUUGUUCGCUUGCCUUGUUUGUAUUUAGCUAGCAUCCGCUAUGGGAAUUCGCUAGUACUCUAUUAGCCUUUGUUAGCAUAGAAAAUCAUUUGCAGGAGGAGAGGGAGAGACGACUCAAGUAGCAAACGGAGUAAGCUAUAAAAACAGAAACUCGCUGGAGUGGCGUAUCGCAUUUAACAUAUAAAAUAUUGAAAUACCGUUGUAGAACAUAAAAUAAAAACCCAAACCGGUCCGUGCAUCAAUCAUGGUAUAUAGUAAAAUAUGGUAUACCGCCCUAGCGUGAGUGUGUGAGUAACCUCUCUGUUCCUCUUAUAUCUGUGUAGGUACGGUUCAGCCCAGCGUCCCCUGCUGGCCUACGAACCUCAUCUCAGUCUGGACAUCACCUCUAGUGGAGAGUCCUCCUCGGGCUUCACCAGCCAGGAUAGCACUAUGGAGCGCUGCAAGACAGGUACACACACACACACACACACACACAUAUGUAGACAAACAUACAGAACACACACACACACACACACACACACACACAUGUACAGUACCAGUCAAAAGUUUGGAAACACCGACUCAUUCAAGGGUUUUUCUUUAAUUUUUUACUAUUUUCUACAUUGUAGAAUAAUAGUGAAGACAUCAAAACUAUGAAAUAACACAUAUGGAAUCAUGUAGUAACCAAAGAAGUGUUAAACAAAUCAAAAUAUAUUUUAUAUUUGAGAUUCUUCAAAGUAGCCACCCUUUGCCUCUAUGACAGCUUUGCACACUCUUGGCAUUCUCUCAUUCAGCUUCACCUAGAAUGCUUUUCCAGCCGUCUUGAAGGAGUUCCCACAUAUGCUGAGCACUUGUUGGCUGCUUUUCCUUCACUCUGCCGUCCGACUCAUCCCAAACCAUCUCAAUUGGGUUGAGGUCGGGGGAUUGUGGAGGCCAGGUCAUCUGAUGCAGCACUCCAUCACUCUCCUUCUUGGUAAAAAUAGCCCUUACAUUUACAUUUUACUCAUUUAGCAGACGCUCUUAUCCAGAGCGACUUACAGUUAGUGAGUGCAUACAUUUUCAUACUGGCCCCCCGUGGGAAUCGAACCCACAACCCUGGCAUGGCAAACGCCAUGCUCUACCAACUGAGCUACAGAGGUGUGUUGGGUCAUUGUCCUGUUGAAAAACAAAUGACAGUCCCACUAAGGCCAAACCAGAUGGGAUGGCGUAUCGCUGCAGAAUGCUGUGGUAGCCAUGCUGGUUAAGUGUGCAUUGAAUUCUAAAUAAAUCACAGACAGUGCCACCAGCAAAGCACCCCCACACGAUAACAACACCUCCUCCAUGCUUUACGGUGGGAACUACACAUGCGGAGAUCAUCUGUUCACCCACACCGUGUCUCACAAAGACAUGGCGGUUGGAACCAAAAAUCUCCAAUUUGGACUCCAGACCAAAGGACACAUUUCCACCGGUCUAAUGUCCAUUUCUCGUGUUUCUUGGCCCAAGCAAGUCUCUUCUUCUUAUUGGUGUCCUUUAGUAGUGGUUUCUUUGCAGCAAUUCAACCAUGAAGACCUGAUUCACACAGUCCCCUCUGAACAGUUGAUGUUGAGAUGUGUCUGUUACUUGAGCUCUGUGAAGUAUUUAUUUGGGCUGCAAUUUCUGAGGCUGGUAACUCUAAUGAACUUAUCCUCUGCAACUCUGGGUCUUCCAUUUCUGUGGCGGUCCUCAUGAGAGACAGUUUCAUCAUAGCGCUUGAUGGGUUUUGCGACUGCACUUGAAGAAACUUUCUUGAAAUGUUCCCUAUUGACUGUCCUUCAUUUCUUAAAGUAAUGAUGGACUGUCGUUUCUCUUUGCUUAUUUUAGCUGUUUUUGCCAUAAUAUGGACAUGGUAUUUUACCAAAUAGGGCUGUCUUCUGUAUACCCCCCUACCUUGUCACAACACAACGGAUUGGCUCAAACGCAUUAAGAAGGAAAGAAAUUAGGAGGCAUACCUGUUAAUUGAAAUGCAUUCCAGGUGACUACCUCAUAAAGCUGGUUGAGAGAAUGUCAAGAGUGUGCAAAGCUGUCAUCAAGGCAAAAGGUGGCUAUUUGAAGAAUCUCAAAUAUAAAAUAUAUUUUGAUUUGUUUAACACUUUUUAUGUUACUACAUGAUUCCAUUUGUGUUAUUUCAUAGUUUUGAUGUCUUCACUAUUAUUCUACAAUGUAAAAAAAAUAGUAAAAAUAAAGAAAAAUCCUUGAAUGAGUAGGUGUGUCCAAACUUUUGACUGGUAGUGUGUAUAUAUAUAUAUAUAUAUAUAUACACUACCGUUCAAAAGUUUGGGGUCACUUAGGAAUUUCCUUGUUUUUGAAAGAAAAGCAAUUUUUUUGUCCAUUAAAAUAACAGCAAAUUGAUCAGAAAUACAGUGUAGACAUUGUUAAUGUUGUAAAUGGCUAUUGUAGAUGGAAACGGCUGAUUUUUAAUGGAAUAUCUACAUAGGCGUACAGAGGCCCAUUAUCAGCAACCAUCAGUCCUGUGUUCCAAUGGCACGUUGUGUUUGCUAAUCCAAGUUCAUCGUAAAAAAAAAAAUAUAUAUAUAUAUAUAUACACUGAAUUCACACACACACAUACAUACACACAUUCAUAUGCAUACACACAGAACACACACACACAGAAAUAAGUCAGGAAUAAAGACAGUCAAUUGCAGUGACUCCAAAUCGAACUGAGUUAGACAUCCAUCACAAUCAGAAAAGGGGCUUAAAUACUGACUACCCCAAUACACUGUGUAUUACCAGUGACCACACACACAUAUUGUCAUGGAAAUUCUAAUCAAUAAUGAGGAGAGACAAGGUCAAUCACCAAUCAGGAUAUUACUUUAUUCAAAACGUAUUAAUAAAGCAGCAGGUCACACCACCCACACACGUGAGUGCUUUGCAAUAUUGAGGCUGGUCGACCCAACACUCUUGAGUGUUGGGCCGAGAGCUCUCACAUACAAAGAUCUUUUAUAGCACGAUACCCCCACCUAUUCUACAUAACAGACAGCAGAUGUGUGGAAUGGGUCAAAAGGUGAGACUUGAUAUAUGCGAAAGGAGUAUCCCCCAGCCAGAUAGCAUUUGCUGCGAAGACUUUUCUCAUUGUAUGGAAACCAGGGUUUGGCCCCUACCCAAGCCAUCUCUCCCUGGUACCUUACAUUACACAAACACCAACUCAUUCUAUGGAUAGCAUUUGUAGGUUUUAUCACCAAACCAUUCAUAAAUCAAUUGGAAGCUCCAGAUACCCCUAUCUCGAGUAAAACCCUUGUCCUUGACCACACGCCUAGACUAGCUGCAGGGAGCAGGAGUAGAAACCAUCCCUUUACAAAAACACAGCAAUAGUAGAACAGUAUAUAAUUGUUAACUAUUAAUAUUAAACAAAGCAGGUAAACAUGUUACAUGUUCAUUUUUCUCUCACAAAAUACACACACAUACAGUGAACACGUAAAACAUAACGAUGGCCUACAUACCACACCUGUCACUACAUCAGGCCUGUGAUGAGUAAUAUGUAAUGGUGUGUGUGUUUUCUGCUCAGAGCCCCUAUGGCAUGUCCCAGUGUCAUCAUCUCGGGGGCCAGGAAGAGGAGGGGGGCAGAGGAGACCCAACCGACAGGACGUCCCAGGGAAAGACUCCCCCAACAGACACUCAAAGGUCAGAUAUAACUGUCCUCUUUUAUUUAGAGAGAUUUUCUGCCUGUUGCUUUUCUGUGUAUCUACUGUCUCUUUCUCUCUCUGUAGGGUGAGACCCAGUACUCCAGCCACUCCAGCAGUAACACUCUCUCCAGUAACGCAUCCAGCAGCCACAGUGACGAGCGCUGGUUCGACGGGGCUGGGGGGGAGAGAGGAGGCCCGGGGGUGUCCGGGGGUUGCCUAGGCAACUUGGCCGAACCUGACCCCCUCAGUAAGGGCGGGUCCAGCGAUAGCGGCAUCGAUGCCCCCACCCUCUACAACACCAAGCCUGCCGGUCGCCACGGAAACCAGUCCAGCCAAUCACAGAAGCUCUCUGAAGUGAGGGGCAACGGAGUCGAGGGGCGGAGACUAGAGUCGUCGCCUGUAUUGCCUGCCAAUCAGAACAAAGGAUACCGCACACGCACCUUCCCUCCUCCUGGAUGCAACGUGGAGAAGCCAGACUCAUUCAAACCCAGGUAGGAGAGACACACACACACUGCUAGCGCUUAUACACUCAAACUCAGGUUAGCUUUCAGUAGUGGAAAGAGAGUGGAAAGGAGAACUGUAUGCUUUGUCCACACAGGCAUCCCACCCCUCAUACUGAACGUACUGAAACACAUCAGUGUUUAAUCCCUAUGGGGGGGCAUGUAUGGGCCAGAUGUACCACCCCUCCCCUGCCCUACAUACAUGUAGAAACACAUAUUUAGAGAGUCCAGCUACUCUUAGAGGGGGAUUAAAGGAUUGGGGGUUUAGACCCCCAGUUCCAUCACUCCAGUCCCCCAGUCUAUACUAAGUCACUCAGGGAACAGGAUAGCACACAAGCACUCUGACACACAGAGGCACCCAACACAUAACAUACAGGUAUGUAGUCUAAACUGUGGUACAGGAGCUUAGGAAAUGGGGAUAGAGACGUGUGAGUGGGAAGAUGGAUGGGUGUAUGUAUUGAUUGAUGGUGGGUUGGUUGGACAUUUGUAGCUGAAUGGUUGCUUGGGUGAUUGGGUGGAUGGUUUGCUGGAUGUAUGAUGUCUUAGAGAAAGCCAUGAUAGCUGGUCAGGGAUAUUCACUGAGCGUGCUGUGGCACUAACAGAUGUUGGUUGGUUGGUUGGUUUGUUGGUUGAGGUGGCUUUUGGUGGAAUUGGGUCGGGAGACAAAUGGGAUUUGAGAUGUGAAUUCCACCAGCAGCUGUUCUGCAUGAUGUGUGGUUUGUUGUGUCUGUGUUAUGUUAUGUAUCCCACCCUGAAUGGAUCCAUCAAUUCAAGCAUAUGUUUAUCUCUAAACCUAUGCACCAUUUAUAUAGACUUUUUUAUGCAUGUAAAUAGAUAGAUAGAGAUCGAUUUAUGGAUUUGAGCAUGUGUUUCUCUGUAUAUUAAUGCAGUGUGUCUGUGUGUCGUCACAGGGCCUGCUACACACCCCAGGGUUACAAGACACCUGCAGCAGAGAAAUCGCGGCCGGUCCGAGCCGCCACAGUCACACCCAACUCUGCUCUACUCCGCUCCACCCCUCUCUCCAGCUCUGCCCCCAAGGCCUUAUACAGCAAGAGCAGGCUGGGCCCCUGGCAACCAGAUGACAACGCCCCCUCCCCUUCAAACACACCCACUACCUACAGCUCUGACAGCAACAGCAGCAAGAAGUAAGAGAGAGUGUGUGUGUGUGUGUGUGUGUGUGUGUGUGUGUGUGUGUGUGCGCAUUAAGAUGCACUGGUCUACCGAGGCACCAGUGUGCCACACCACCAACACAAAAGUCAAGCAUCACGCCACUGUGUUAACCAAUGCUCGGUGUGGUAAGUUGUGUUACUGUAUUUAACCUAUAUUCCUGCUGUGUGUGUGUUCAGGCAGGUGGACGUGAAUUCUAAGAACGUGUUCGGACAGCCCCGUCUCAGAGCGUCGCUAAGGGACCUGCGGUCUCCACGGAGAUCCCACAAGAGCACCGUCGAGGACGACCUGAAGAAACUCAUCAUCAUGGACAACCCUGGAGAGAUGCCACAAAGAGACAUGGUGAGGGACACACAAAACCACACCCACACAAACACACACAGAACAUACAUAUACAAACAUACACAUACACACCCCAAACCUUACCACUUGCUCACACACAAACCCCACAACUAACCUCCCUCCCUUUUAAAGUCUCCUCGGCACACUCUUCAGCGCACAUUCUCAGACGAGUCUCUGUGCAGCGGGCGCAGGGAUGCCAGCUAUGCCAACUCUGCCCCCCUGUUUGACCAGGGCACUCCCAGCGACCUGCUGUUCACCUGCACCCUGCCCACCCGGCGCCACGCACACUCUGCCAACCACAUGCCCAACAAGAAGGGUGAGUGGGGCCACAGCUUGAUGUUACUACCUUUUUACUUCAUUGUAUCCAUACCUAAUUAUGGUAUAUCAAGAAGGCACAGGGCUCAGUUAUAGUUAUACAAGGAAUCAUUUAUGUGCUACUUUUAAAGGAAUAGUCCACUCAAAAAUGAUAUUUUGGUAUUUAUUUCAUUAGUCCACUUUUGAUACAGUCCCAAAAUGUUUUGCAUGUCAGCAGUCAAGUUUUCAAGAAGCAAAGUUUAUCAUGUGACAUCAUCAUGAAUGCUAAGACUUUAGUUAAUUUGACCUCCUUGCCCCCCUCCUGCUUGGCCAGUCCCUAUGUCUGCGUCAGAGCUGUCUCUGACAGAGGUGAGGGAUAAGGUCCCCCCCCUGAGGAGGCUGGACCCGGGGCUCAUGCCCUUGCCUGACACUGCCUGUGGCCUGAAGUGGGCCAGCCUGGUCAACGCUGCCAAAGCCUACGAGGGUGAGUGUGAGUAUUCUGAUAUUUGCUAGAGAGAUUUUGUUUGUGUGUCAGUAGCUGAGCUGUGUCACCUAGAGAGAGAGAGAUCCCCUUCUGAUUGUGAAGGGGGAAAUGCAGCAUUGUAACAGUGUGUGUGUGUUUUACAGUGCAAAGGGCAGUGUCUCUAUUCUCGCUCACUGAGCCUCAAGUUGGGGUUCCAGACAUGCGGCCGAUCAUCAGUCCAAUCCAGUUCCAAACACCUCAGACUCCACGCACUACCCCCACCUUCAGCGGGUAAGUCUCUGACACACACACCUUGCAUAAAUUCACACAAAAGAAACUAACUCUCACACACUAGCUCAAACAAUCACGAUCCAUAGACACUGCCACAGACGCACAAUGUAAGAUCAUGGUAGUUACAGCAGAUUAGGAUUGUUGAUUACUGAUACUCCAAAUCGUAAAAACAAUAUUUGAGUAUAUAAAAGCACUGCCUACGCUUGGACUUCCCAUUUCCUUUUGUCAGGUCAACCUCACCUGUCACAUGUAGAGAGCUGUAAUGGCAGUGCCAUCCUGUGGUUAGCUGUGGUAAUUACACAUGGAUCAAACAGUUACCAAGGAUCCCUGAACACCUGCUGUAGUAAACAAACAGUGGAGUGUUUGAGUUACAGCAGUCUGGCCGGUCAGCUUGUGUUGUCUCAGGGCAUGACUACAACCAGCCUACCACUGAAACUGCCUCUUGUUUACCAAACUAACACGCUGCCUCGUACAGUCCCGAUAAACUCUGUUGUUCUGUUGAACACACCUGUUAAACCUGUCUGCCCUACCUGCUACGUAACCCAUAUGACAGUGUGGGUUAAUGUCUUUGUGUGUUUUCAGAGAUGAGGUCCCCUGCGACCUCUCGGGGCGACUGUUUAGCCUAGAGGUGAUGCUGAAGCAGCUCAACACUGACCUGGAGAAGGUACCGUUUACACCAGAGAGACAUUUAGGCUCAAUGCUAAUUUAUAUGGAUGUAACUCUGACACAGCAAGAAUUGAAACAGAUAAUAAAUAAACACUUUCUUUCCUUUCCCUCCCUCUCUGUCCCUCAGGAGAAGGAGGACAAAGUGCACCUGUUGGCUGAGAUGGCUAACCUGCGGCAGAAUAACCAGCGGCUGCAGGAAGAGAGCCACUCGGCCAGCGAGCAGCUCCGCAAGUUCAGCCUGCUCUUCACCGACCCCCCGCAGAGGAAGUGA
Coregonus sp. 'balchen' is the source of this 57605-nucleotide messenger RNA. Lineage: Eukaryota; Metazoa; Chordata; Actinopteri; Salmoniformes; Salmonidae. The record is from the annotation of a GenBank genome assembly.